Molecule: messenger RNA, 59937 nt
Organism: Xyrichtys novacula (pearly razorfish)
Lineage: Eukaryota; Metazoa; Chordata; Actinopteri; Labriformes; Labridae
Source: the annotation of a GenBank genome assembly
AUGAAGCAUCAGUCUAUCUCCCGGUGGCUGAGCCAGCUGGGUCUGCCGCAGUACUGCACAGCGCUGGAGCAGGAAUAUGACGGAGUAGAGGUAAUUCAAACACGUGUGCACACACAGAAACACAUACAUGGGUUUAUUAUUAAUGCUUGUUGUUUCAACAGUGGCUCAAAUAUGCUAGAUUCAUCAACCACUACUUCGUAUAACGCUCAUUACUGCGUGCAUUGUCAUGGUUGAAAUUUACAUAAAUAAAUCUUUUCAUAUCUCUAAAAAUACACGCUCUGGAGACCAUAAAUAUUUGUGAUAAAUUAGCAGGAUAAAUGUUGUUUAAUCUGGCCAAGGUUACUCAUCCUUUACCUACUUCUGUGCAUCGUCUUUGGGGUCAAACUUCAGUCAUCUCCUUCUGUUUUCAUGCACCUGCACCUGUCUUCACUUUGUAUUGUCUUUUCACUCACUGUAAACUACUUUAAACAUGCAUGAUCUUUGGGCUGGGCGAUAUGGCCUCAAAUCAAUAUCACGAUAUAUUGAGCAGUUCACCUUGAUCACAAUAAAUGGACGAUAACUACUCCACAAGCUGCUCACCCCCUCCCACAUUAACUUCACUACAACUUUCUCUCCGUCCUCCAUCUCCUCACCUGUCUUUUCCCUCUUUGUUACGGACUGGAUGGGGUGGAGUCACGUCUCUGAAUUUAUCGACAUGGGCAAAAUGACGUUGGUUAUUGUCGUCAAUUUUAGUGCUGGUAAAUUUUUGCUUUAUCGCCCAGCCCUACAUGAUCCUCUAACACACAGUACAUGCAACUAACUAUCAUUCACUGGAUAUAAAAGCCAAAAGGCUGUUUACAUCAGGGGUGAGUGCAAACAUAAUUUUUGUCUUUUGAAUGAUCUGACCUUCCAGGCGCUGCUUUCAAAGAGUAUUUCAGUGAAUGUCUGUGUUGCAUAAGAAAGUGUUUCUAUUCUGGUAAGACUUACUGCUGUCAUUAGGAGUGUUUCCCACAGCCGCCUUUAUAAAACUGUCUAAUAAAACUCCAUUAGACUGGAGGGACCGUGAUACACGAGCUGUUUUUAACAUCCCACCAUUAGCCAACUUUAAUCUGAACGCUGCGCAGACAUUGGCUAAAAGAGGAGACUGAUGAGCCAAUAAGACAUGAAUUAUUCAAUAACCGCUUGGUAAUGUUUACCCAGAAUGCAUUGGUGUCAUUAGUGGGAACUCUUGCAGAAAAGGAGGCGACAUAUGUAGGCAAAAAUGGAAACACAAGGACAAGGUGAGACAAGGAUGGGAGUCUCUACGAAAACCAGUCAUUUAAAUUAAAUUAUAUCAAAUUUCCUCAGUUUAGAGGAAAGUUUCAGUUUUGAGCUGAAUACAAGCUUCAAAUCCCACUCUGACCAUCCUCCAUGCAUGAUGGUGGCGUUAGCUCUCCUCUGCUGCCCUUUUUUAGGAUUUUAAAACAACAGUAUCCAGCUCAGUGCCUCUUAGACAUCCAGACUUAACACAACAGUCCAAUGAAAACCAACUCAGCCGGCAUCAUCAGUGUCAGCAGCAAAUACAAGAACAUGAAGGCUGUCUCCAUAUUUAUUAUUUAUUAGGAUUUCUGUGAUCAGAUCAGCUCUUCAGACAUGUUUGAGUAACAUGUGGCUUCAUGCACAGUUGAAAUUCCCACAUAGGGAUACUGUAGGCGGAAUAAUGUCAGAUACUUUUUGCAAUGCAUCUGCAGCUCUACACUUAGGUAGGAAUAACCUUAAAAAAUAUUUUGAAGUUUCAUGUAAUCUGAUAUAUACCAUAAUUAUAUCAAAUUACAUGGUUGCAGCUAAAAAAACAUGUUUUAUUACAUGGUCCUGACCAUAAUUUAUUAAACAAGCAGCUGAUUUAACAUUUUAUGGAACAGAGAUUUAAAUUCUGACUAACCGACUAACCUUAAUGUUCAGACAAACUCAGAAUAAAAUGAGCAUAAUUUAUGUAAAGACACUAUAAGAAGUUUUUAUCUGGUUGAGAAACAGACUGAAACUGAUACUGGUGCCCUUUAAUCCCUUCAAUUAAAGCUCAGUGAGGGGUUGAUUUCUACGAAAGAGGAUUGGGUCCACACAAAGAGAAAAAAAAACUUGAAGGAAGGAGUCUAAAGUCGAAAUUUUGAGAUUAAAGUUAAAAUUUUGAGAUAAAAAAAUGAAAUUAUAUCAAUAAAAUCGAAAUUUCAAGAUUAGAAAUUGAAAUUUUGAGAUUAAAGUCGAAAUUUCGAGAUAAAAAAUUAUCAAAAUGUCAUGAAUAAUGUUGAAAUUUUGAGAUAAAAACCAAAAUUAUGAGAUUACAGUCGAAAUUUAGAUUUAAUUCACGUAAUUCCGAUUUUUUUUUUUCAUUUUGACUUUUUAAAAUUUCGACUUUAAUCUCUAAAUGAAAAUUAAAAAAACUCCCUCUUGUAAUUAUUUUUUUCUCUUCUUGUGGCCCUAAUCUUCUUUCGUAAUUUCCGACCAGAUGUCCAACAGCAAGAUGAGAAAACUGCCUCUUCAACAUUUUUCCAUGGCUAAUACUCAGAGUGAGUGAAAAACAUUGAUAAAAGACAGCAGGAUGACAUUUUAACAUGACAAGAGAUAAGAGGUAUCACUUUGUCCACAGGGGGGCGCCAAAACCAACACAAACUGAAAAGUUCCUCACAGCAGCUUUACCUGCAGAUUCUAUGAUUGUGUGUUAAACGCCAUAAACUGUCAAACUGGGCUAAAAUAUGCGAUCUGUCAUUUUUGCUCGCUUGCAAUCGGAUAGUAGUCGCCAUAAAUUGCAGCUACAGCUCCUGCUAGUGGCGACAGGCUGCGCUACAGCUCAGAAAACCUCUAUAUAAAAAAAUACGAUCAUAACAGCUGCAGAUACACCCUCUUACAACAACACAGAGUUAAAGAUCAACUUCACCGUUCAAGUCUUUAUCUUUAUUUAUCUUUAAGUGUCGUCUAAAACCUCAGAGCUCCAUCUUUUUUAUUCCCGACCAUCUUUAUAACUUUAUAACAACAGUGAGGCCGACUAAACCAGCACUGACAGCUGCUGUUCAAACUCUGCAGAGGCCUGUGUGAGAGCUGAGUUUGUUGUGCAGCUCUGAGUGAUCCAGAAAAGAAAGAAUAAAGAAAACAUGUCAACCUGCCGCUGAGCACGGAGGGAGACGAGAGAGACACAGAGAGGAGGAGAGAUUAUGAGAUAGAUGAGGUUUGUGAUACGCCAGCCAUGUCUCACACGUACACACACACACACACACACACACACACACACACACACACACAUAGAGAGUCACGGGGUGUGUGUUACAUGUGUUAACAUCAGCAGAACUAAUACAGUGUUGUCUUCUGUAACUCUCUAACACAUUAUUACUGAGCUGUCCAGGCUUGUUGACUGUAAUGACCGCCUGCACAUGUGUGUGUGUGUGUUUUUUGUGCCUGUGUGUGUGCUGGUAUACACUUGUUUGUUAGCUUUAUGCAACAGUUUUAUUCCAAAAGCUUGAAUAUUUUUUAAUGAUGCUUUUCAGCAACUUUUGCGUGCACAAAUUUGUGUGUUUGUGCAGCUUUGGCUACUCGGUUAUGCAGGUAUGUGUGUAGUUGUGAAUCUGUUCCUGGCUGUGAGUGCCUCAGAGUGACUGUAAUUUGAUUGUGCGCUGUUUCAGUGUGUGUGUGAGUGUGUGCGUGUGUGUGUUUAUAUUCAUGGGUUUGCCCACUGCACAUGUGUGUAGUCUAAAUAGAGCUGUGUUUGUGAUGAACUCAGAGAAUGGUCUUAUUGUUUGGAAAUGAAAACAACGAGGUCUUAGUUUGAGGAUGAAGCCUCCUGUGAUGAUACAGUGUGUGUGUGUGUGUGUGUGUGUGUGUGUGUGUGUGUGUAUGUGUGUGUGUACGACAGCUCAAAGUUGAGUUCUGGUUCAAAGACUCGUCUGCGUCUGCUCCCUCUUUAGGCCGUUUCAGGGUCGUUUGUGUUAAUAUCAUGUUGUGUGUCGAAGUGAGGCAGGUUGUGUUUGUUUGUGAGUUUAAGAUGAUGGUGUAAUGACAGGAGGACGAGGAGAGGACGAGGGGAGGAGACGGCACACUUUUGGAAGAAAAGAGGUCACCUGUAGGCUCAGCUCAAUCUAACCUCAUAAUCCUCAAACAGCUCAGUCAGCGACUCAGAAUACACAGAUCAGGGACACUCCUGUAGGGCUGGGCGAUAAACUAAAUUUACCGAUACCGAAAUUUAUGACAAUAUCAACCUCAUUUUGCCAAUAUCAGUAUAUUCAGUGUAAAAUGAAUAAGUAAAUAAAUCAAAGUUUGUUUUGGAUGUGUGUAGGUAGGCUAUGGUCUCAUGUCCCUUUAAGACGCUGGGUUACGUCAGAGACGUGACUCCACCCCUUCCAGUCUGUAACAAAGAGGGAAAGACAGGUGAGGAGAUGGAGGACGGUUCAAAAGUUGGCGCGGCUGAAGUAGACGAAGUUAAUGUGGGAGGGGGUGAGCAGCUUGUGGAGUAGUUAUCGUCCAUUUAGCGUUAUCGAGGUGAACUGAUCAAUACAUCGUGAUAUUGAUUUGAAGCCAUAUCGCCCAGCCCUACACUCCUGACAUUUAUCGUCAGUGAUGGCCAUUAAUGGGUCCACAUAUGCAGGAUUAUCAGUCAGUGUUUGAUUCCUCUGUAAAACACAAAUGUGGAUUUUAUUUUGAAAGAACCAACUUCUCUGAUAGGUCAGCUGUCACCAUAUCAGGUCGUCACCUUACAAUUAUUGUGGCCCAUAAAUAUCAUGAUAACAAUGUUUAUGAAAAUCUUUAUAACAACAUAGAAAGUAAAAUUGAGAAAAGGCAAAACAAGGGUGGAGCAACAGGAUUUAUGUCUUUGUAUGUUCAUGAAUUUUACUUAGAAACACAAUUAAGUCAUAUUUUAUCAUCUAUGUUGCCUUGUAAAACGGUUGUCUGUUGUGCUUCCUGUCUUGCUUUAGUUCCUAUGUUGUACACUGGGCUUUUAUUUUGAAAUUCCUGAUAGGUCGCACUAAUACUGAACUGAAUGAAAACAGUGAAACAGUUUUAUGUUUUCCAGGACCUGCUGCACCUUUCGGAGUACGACCUGUUGGAGCUGGGAGUCCACAAUCACCUCCACCGCCUGCACCUUCUCACUUCCCUGCGCCUCCUCCAGGAGCGAGAGAGGAGGAGAGGUACACACAUACACACACACACACACACACAAACACACUCACUCACACAUGCGCAAACACACUCAGUGUUGACCAAACAUUAUCUUUCUCUAUCUGCUGCUCCGGUUUGUUGACUCCGGCUCCGUGUUUCCCUUUGUGGCAGACAGAGACACAGAGACAGAUAGCACCAGCGUCAUGUGUGGACAUGUUAAGGCCUGGGGGGUCUCUCAUGGUGGGGAAGGGGCCGUCUGCUGGAGGACAAUACUCUGUCACACAAACACUGAACAUUUCCAAAGCUGUCAGUAAACAGGCAGAAGAGUGCUGAGGUCUGCAGUCCUGCUGGGUUUAAUCUAUUCUACAAGUGUGUUUGCGGGCAUGAGUGUGUGUGUGUGUGUUUGUGUGUGUUUGUGCGACUGCUUUGUUUGCCCAGUUUCCCAUGCGUUAUACUGAGAAAUCUCGCUGUUGUCUUGGCGACUAAGCUGUGCACAAGUCCAGUUUCUAGCAAGUGGUCCGUCUGAAGCCUUUCUGCAAAACUGGGACAUUUAACCUGCUGACCCCUGCAGACAUUUGUUUCUACAUUAUAUUUUUGUGUUAUUGCUCCAGAAUCUGACUCUGAUAUUUCUGCAACAAAAACAAAGCAUCACACAUAUUUUUCAGAGGAUCCUCACACCUUUCUGUAAAUUCGAUAGACCUUCUCCGGCGAAGUGUCUUAAAAACAAAAACAGACCUGGAGCUGCAGUGUGUAUCCAAAACAUUCGCACACAGAGCCGUGUUUGACAGGACUCCGGCAGCUUAAUUUUUCUUGCUAAUCCUUUCUUCAGUAGGAGUGAAACAGCGCUGGGGGUUAUUCUCUAAAACGGAGAUAACAAAAGUUUGAAAACAGCCAGAAAAAUGUUGUAAAAUAAGCAGCAUAGGCGGUGAUAUCAGGCUGUACAGAAGGGGAAAAGGCCCUGUGAGAAAACCCGUGUAGAGGCAGCAAAUAAGUCAUAGUCAAAUAAGUACCUCCAGGCUCUUUUGAUGCACAAAUGACUUGAAUAAAACAUGAAGUAAACUGCUGCCACACAUCAUCCUUUUUCUGAGAGCGUACAUUUUCACAUUCCUGAGGACCGCCGGCGGGGCCCCGACCUGCAGGUUGAGCACCGUUGCCGAGGUGAAACAACCUCUAGUUGAAAUCACUCAGUCACCAACUACCGUGGUAUUAUCUGUCUGCCUGGCAGCCUGCCACCCCUGUCAUUACCACGGGGCCCAGAUCUGCUCAGCUAAUGGUAUCCUACACACACACACACACACACACACACACACACGUGCACACACACACGCGCGCACAUAUACAAGCAUCCUCUAAAAAUGCCAAGUCAACAUUCGACCCAGAAAAGAGCAUUCCUGAGAGAGCACCUUCAGGAUAAAACACAUAAUCACCCAGACUCUGCAUCCAGGCGCAGGUUCAUUUCAUCAUAUUACUGCUCUUGGCUGCAGUAUGUGAUUACGUGGCUGGAAUAAGACUGUGUGUGUGUUAGUGCGUGUGUGUGUUAGUGCACUAGGUACUUUCCCGGUUGGCAGGAGAGAAAACGAGAUGCUCCAAUUAAACAAUUAGAGGGUGAAAUAAGAGACGGCGAUGUGAAGCCUUAUCCCAUAUUUCUCAUAUUUCUCAUAUUUGCGGCUCGUUUGUGAUCAGGAUAUUCAAAGAUGAACACGACACUUGCUUGUAUUUCUGGUCGAGGACAGAACAAAUACGUUAUUUCCUGAUGUAACCUCUAAUUUGGCUCAUGUGCUGUACAUUUACUCCGCUGCUCACGUCUGGCAUGGAUGUUUAACCUAAUCAAGCACCUGGCUCUGGUGAAAUAUUAGUUUAUGAAUGCAUCUGCUUUCAUGCACUGCAAAUGUGUAGAUCAUGCACAGUCAUUAACAGAGCUCUGCCGGUCAUUCAUCAUUGUUUACAUCUCUCAUGAGCGUCUUUACUCUGCUGACAAAAUCAAUAUGAACUCACAAAAAUGAGCUCGUCCAGUAUUUCUUGUUGCUGCUAUUAAAACACACAAAAAGAAAUGACUGUUAUCUUUAUUUUCUGACAUUUUCAAUAGCAAAUAAAGUGAUAUAUAAAUAUUAAAAGACAACCUAGGAGAGGUUUUUGGUAAGUAGAUGUGGAGUAAACAGAAACAGGACAGAAUAAGCAAAGGGAUGAGUAUUGUAGCUUCACCACAGGGGGCGCCAAAACCUAAACAAACACACAAUUUUGUCACACGUGCACAAGAUAAGACCCUUAUCAUACUUUUUAUGGUUAUUAAAAUCAAGUUAAUCUUCAGGAAUUCACCACCAUUUGUUUUUAAAUCUAAAAUAACUUAUUGAUGCAUGACCUUCCUGACAAACCUUAUUUAAUAAGCGCUUAGAAAAUAAUGUUUUUUCAUAUUAACUAACAUUAAUAAAGACUUAAUUUAACUUGUCAAAUUGAUAGACCUGUUUUAAAAAUGUAUUAAUGUUAGGGAUGCAAAUUUAAAGUGUCACUUAAACUAAAAAUGCAGAUUUUUCCGAGACAAAACUAAUCCCUACAUCAAAUUAUUCUCUUUUUUCUUUGUGUGUGUUUAAUCUCAGAGCUCCUCAUGGGUUCAGGAAGGAGAAUAGUCACAUAAUAAUCUAUAAUUAACUCCAUUCAUUCAUUCAUCAAUCCAUUCAUUCACAAACUUGUCUCUCUGGACUCCAGCAGCUGUCUUCAGGUCAGAUCUGCUUUGUAACUCAUGAACUAUACGAGCUGAGGAAGUGUGUAAUGUGAAUACCAGAACACACACACACACACACACACACACGCCUGUGGUCCGCCAUGCUAAACAUGGACCAGCAGGAGUUUUACAUUGUUUAUAUGUGUGUGAGAGAGAGAGAAAGAAGCAGCAGGUGUUCAUGCAGACAGCUUGUUUGCUUGUUUGUUGUCACGGUGGAUGGGGAUGUUGCCAUGGUGACAGCAUUUAGUCUGUUUGUGAAGUAGUUUGAACAGAUUCCUCUUCACUUGUAUGCAUUAAGCCCCAUUUAGAUCGAUGUCAAUAGAUACAUUCAUGAAAACCCCAGAAUAUCCUCUGUCCUUUUUUCAGUCUGCUCCACUUCCAUUUAAGAUUACACUUUUGUCGGAUCUAAACACAACAGAACAAACUGAACCAGGAUAAUCUCUAAAGCGAAGGUGACGGACUCAUCAACAUGACCCAGAGUUAAUACUGAGUGUACUAUAAACAUGUCCCUCUGUAUGUAUGUCAGGAACACCAACAGAGCAGUCAAGGUUACUGUGUUUAUUCAGCUCAAGGGAAGAUGCUGUUCCCAGAUUCAGGCUCAUCCAAGAUAAGAAGGACUGAAAUAUUUAUCCAAAGAGGGACAAGUGAAGUCAGGACAGUAGUUUCAUACCAGUUUCAUCACUUAUGUUUUAUUUAUUUUGGUUUGUUUGCAGAUAUUUAACUGUUAUGGAUGUUUUUUGUGCAAAUAUUCACUCCUGUCAUUUCCUCUCGUCUUGUGUAACUUGAGCUGCUAAAACUUCUCAUACUGCUAGUUAAACAUUGUUCUAUAAAUUGUUGUUGCUUCUUGUUUUGGUUGUUAUUAACACACACAUGAAUCACUUGUUUUGGGUCGUGGAGAUCAGGGACUGAGGCAGAUAACACCAACGCUACAAGAGCGGAGCUGCAGGUUCAGGGGCGGAGACAGGUUAUAGUUAGGGGUGCUCCAGCCCUAAAGGAGACACCCCCCCUCCCUUUUAAAUUAGACAUGUAGCUUUAUUUUCGGUUCAGUGUUUCACAUCAUCUGUUAGUGCUGUAGGUUGUGACUUAGGACAAGUGUUUUUGAGUCCUUAACGAUGAACGCCAAGAAAAGUUAGACUUUGUUGUUGCUGUUUUCUGCUACUACUCACAUAUUUUUAUAGAAAGACCAUACGUCCUUUUUGGGGGGGGGGCUGUUCGAGCUGUCCAGCCUUGUCCGGCUUUGUCCGGGGGAGUUUAUAAAAUUCUUCAAAUGUCUGGGGUUUGUAUGGAAGUUUUGAAUUUGUUACAUGUCAACUUACUGAGUUAGAAGUGCAUAAAAAACACUCGAUCUGACCCGUAAAAGUCUCAAAAUUAACUACGCAUGACUCCGUUUCGUCCUGUCCUCUUUUUGGGGAUUCAGAAUAUGGUCACCCUUUAUAAUAUCUAUAACUAAUAUUGAAUAUCUUUAACUUAGCCCAAUUUUUAUGGCUACAUUUUCUAUUUUACUCGGUAUUUUUCGUAGCUAUGAUAGCCUACGUUAGGACAUGACUUGGACUUGCACCCAUCUCUGAUACAAACCACAUCAAAACUUGUCGAAUCAAAGUGAACUCCAGACUUUUGCACUCAAAAUCAUCUUUCAGGGAAUCAUAAUUGACAUGAAUAAGAUAAUUAGUGAAAGUAGUUAAAUUAUUGAAUCUGAACCACCCCAAAUUUUAUGAGACUUAUGUAAAAAUCGCUCUGGGCUGCUGCAUGUUUCAACCUUCACAGUUACAUAAGAAGUACUCUCAUCAGGUUUUGCUGUGAAGUGAUGUUGAUUUCAAUAACUGACAGGAAACCUUUCCACAGAAGCUAUCACCCCAUGAGUCAUAAAAAAUUACAGGAUUUCGCUCCACCUGAGCACACUUAGACAAAACAUUUACCUUUUCAAUUGUAAGACCCCGAGGCUGCAGCAGGUUGGAGGAAUGAGGAGUGUCUUAAACAUCUGACUGUUUAUACGUCACUCUUUCUAGAUCAGAAACACACACAGACAUGAAAUAGGUCUAUAAGGGCGAACAGGGAGUGGAGGACGAGGAGAGCAGGGGGAGGAAAACGUUGGUGGAAUGAGGAGGAGAGUGGAAGAUGAAAUCUAGAGGAGGUUAUGUUUAGAAAGUUCAUCAUGCCAGCGAGAAAAAGCAGAAAUAACCAAGAAGGAGCUGAAAUGUAAAGUGUUGGUUUACAUCCAAAUAUAUGCAGGUGUCAUCCUCUUUAGGUGGGGCAGCCAAGCCCAUUAACUUAAUGGUUUUGGGAGCCCAGCGCCCGGAGGUGGAUUGGUGGUCAGUGACUAUAAAUGAGUGACUCAGCAGGGCGUAGUGCCAACACGGUGUGCCAAAUGAGGGCUCGGCCUUUAGACUCACAUUAACAGGAAGAGCUGGAAACGGUCGCCUGAGUGUGUCAUUCUUCAAACUGGUUUUAAAAAAGUAAACAUUUUGAUCUGCAGACCGUUGGAGAGCCGCAGAUUAAAUCUUGAUCUUGCUGGCUUCCUGUCCGGUGUGGCUCACUCUGUACACAACAUAACACUCCUAAAAAUACCGUGGUGUGUUCACAGUGGGGGGAAAUCCACAGUGGCUUUACUCGCUUCUGCUUUUUUAUGCCAGUUUUGAAUGAAUCAACACCUUAGACUGUAUCAUCAUUACUUAUAUUUUAAAAAAAGCACAAUCACUCAAAAGUGCAUCCUGACUAAAGCAGACUUUAUAUCAGACUUAUUCUCUACAAGAGUUUGUGAUAUUAACCUUGAGUGUAAAUCGAACUGUUGAAUGUGGUAUGAAGCUAUCAUGUCAUGAUUAGAAAACAGAGAGAAUAAUUACAGGAAGGAGACUGAAGUUGAAAUUUCAAGAUUAAAGUAAAAUUUCUAGAUUAAAGUCAAAAUUUUGAGAUUAACAAAAUCAAAAUUAAAAAUUGGAAUUUUGAGAUUAAAGUCGAAAUUUCAAGAUAACAAAAUGUUGAAAUAUUGUUAAUAAUGUCAAAAUUUCAAGAUUAAAAAAAAUUUAAAUUUUGAGAUUGAAGUUGAAAUUUAGAGAUCAAAGUCGACAUGAAGUGACUCAGAAAAGGAGAUUAAAAAAAUCUCCCUCCUGUGAUUUUUUCUUUCUCUUCUUGUGACCCUAAUUCUCUUUCAUAGCAUUUUGAUGUGAAUCCUGAUGGGGAUUGAUAUACUUGUGGAACCAGCCUCUAGUGGCCACUCAAGGAACAGCAGCCCCUGUUUCUGCCUUAGACGAGAGAUGCACUUGCAGUUAACUAUGAUUAUGCACAUACAUGAUGGCUGCCAUGCUUCCCCUUUAUUAGUUUAGUGUGUUUGCUCUGCACGAAAAUUAACUGCAGUCAUGAGGUGCAAUAUGCACAUGAACAGUAGGGGCAGUAUAGAGGCGAAAGGGACAACAAUUGCAGAAAGUUUACUUGAUAAGCUGAAGGACUUGGUAUGCUGAUGUCCUCAUUUAUUAAUACAUGGCUGUCAAAACAACUGGUAGGAGAUAAUUUCAGUUUAUAAAUCCAGCAGUUGCACACAGAUUAAGCUCUCUAGUGCGCCCUCUAGAGGUCAGAUGCACAGUGCACGGUCGAGGACGUAUAUUUACAAUCAUGCAAAAUUGCACACCUUAUUUUUCAUCUCAGAGGUUUUCUUAAAUGAUGUGAUGGCAGGCACCAUACUGGAAGUGGCAGCUCCAACAAACCUUUGAACAGUCCAGUAGUGGUGACGAGGUGAAGCUGAGGUUGACCUUUAGUCAGCCUGGGAAACAGCUUCAACACGCCUUACUUUCAACCAACCCAGACACGCCUCUGAUCCAGCCUGAUUGUACAUAUUCUGUCAUCAAGAUGAGGGAAUUCGACAAAAUUUAGACAUAAUCUAAGAGGUGUUGCCAUUUGUUCAACACUGACUCAAACUAACUCUCAAUGAAGAGAAACCAGUUAAAGGGUGGAGGAGUCUCCUGGUACACAGUCACAACACAUUCACUUACAAGUCACAUCAGCCCAGCCCCUUAUUGUAAAUAAUUAUGCACUGCUCUUAGCUCGAAUAAAAGAAAACCACAGAUUUAUUUAAAAAAUUAGCCUGAUUGAGUUUCACCAAAAAAGCAAUGAGCUAAUUUGGCCAAAACUGAUUUUAGACCAGGUGGUUAGGAGGUUAAUUUCUGCUGAUAUUUGGGUUUUAGUGUUAUUUUGUUAGUUAUCACCUUAGCACUUGCCGUGAGCCUGCUUAUUUAUAUAUCGGUUUAUUUCUUGCGUUUAUGUAUUUUUGCUCGCUCUAUGGUGUUCUUUGCUUGUUUUAUUUGUUUUUAUGUCUUAAUGUACUACUAAUGUUCUAAUACAAGGCCUAUUGGGGGUUUACUCACAUUUGAGCCAGCCCCUAGUGGGCAUUCAAUGAACUGCAUCAUUGGGCACCAGUAUGUCUCUAUUUGUUGUUUCCUGCUCAAGCUUGACAUUACCAUUACCAUCCAUCACCAUUGUACAGCUUCUUUUUCCUGGUUUGCAAAGCCCAAGUAUUAAUAUUUGGACUCAAAAGUGUCAGCGUACCUCCACACAAACGUAAAGAUGGAGGAAUGUCUGUAGAAAAGUCUGUUCUUCCAAAAACAAGCCGAUAAGAUCCCCCUUCACAACACAUCAGUCAGGAAUUACAGUUUUCUGCUGAGACGACAAACCCCUUCCUCCCUCUUUUUGGAGGGUUUCGGUGAUUCAGAAGAUAAUGACAGAUUACUCUCCUGACUCACUGUACACCUUCCUGGAAAUACCACCCUCGCACAUAUAAACAUGCCAAGUAUUUCACGUGCCUGUGUGACAUAUUACCCAGUUAAACUCAAGGAAAAUAUGAAAUUCUCCUCCAGCUGGGUUAUUUUUACUCCCUAACAGUCCUUUUUACCUCCACGGGAGUCCAGGAGAAGCAAGGGUACUUGGGUUUGGCAUUUAGGAUCUGAUCCUUAAAAUCCAACCAGAAGGAUUGGAUCACCAUGAGCUAAUGCCUUCAUAUUAUUACGCUGAUUUAAUCGACCACAUGUGACUCGGCUUUCUCUCUGUUACUCUGUAAAAACGUGAAAAUACCUGAGUGUGAGCACAAGCAGAGCCUCCAGCAGAUUUUCAGCUGAAGUCUCCUGACUCUGAAGCCGUAAAUAUAAGUGUGACAACGAAAUAUGAAUAUUGAAUUUCCCUUAGGGCAUCACUUAAGUUCUUCUUAAUUACUGCAGAUGUUCAGAAGUCUGAGCGAGGACUGAAUGUACUUUUACUCAUUGGCUUUUAGUACAUUGUAGUGUUAAUUUGUUUUUAGUCAUGCCGUUGGAGCCUCCUUAUUUAUACACUUAUUUAUUCUUUUGCAUUACUGUAUUUCUGCUUGCGUUAUCUUGUUUUUUAAUUUUUCAACUUUUUAGUUCAGAAAAUGUUUGAAAACCGUGGUAAGAGUCACAGCUGAGAAUCAACAGAGAGUAAAUUAAAGCUGCAAAUGUGGAAAAACAGCGAAACUGUUUUUUACUUUUUCAACUUUUUAGUUCAGAAAAUGUUUGAAAACCGUGGUAAGAGUCACAGCUGAGGAUCAACAGAGAGUAAAUUAAAGCUGCAAAUGGUGGAGAAGCUUUUUAUUAAUAAGGAUUCAGAAUUAAUCUCGUUUAAAGUCACAGUGAGGAGUAACACUAACAUCAGUGCCUCUUUAUGAUCUAUAAAAGCAAAUCAGACCAUCAUCUUAUCUGAUUAUAGAUGUCAGACAAGUCCAAUGGCAGGCUAAAGAAACCUUCUUAUUUUUAACUUAGUUUCAUAUUUAUUGAUGCAUUUGGCUGUCACAAGAUAAAGGUUAGACUACAUUCAUAUGUUGAUAUUAGCCAAGGAUUUACACAGAUGAAUUUGUCUGCAGGAGGCGCCAAAACCGACACAAACACAAUCGUAGAUCGUGCCAGGCAAAGAGGUAGAAGUUAGAGUCAACUUUUGUGUGCGAACUCUAUUUACGUGCUUUUAUUCAACCAGUCACAUAAUAAAAAUUAACCAAGGCAAUGUCUUAUUGCAUAUAUUUGCAAGUAUUUCAGAAACAUAAAAAAAAAAAAGAAGUCAAGAUGCGAAAUCCUUAAGAUGUUUCAAGCUUUUUGAAGAGAUUUUGGAUAGUUAUAGGACAUACUAAAAUUAAUGCUGAUGCCACUAAAAGCAGGAAAAAAAUAAGACGGACCAGGAAGAGUGAUUUUUCCUAUAAAUAUAAAGUUUGCGUUAAUGUCUGUAACUGCUAGCUAAGGGUUAGCGUCAAGGAGGAGAUUAGCAAUUUGCGGAAAAGCUCAAAUUUACACUUUUCACAGCAAAGUCUCUGGAUAAGAUUUAUUGUUUUAGCUGUUUGAAAGGUGGGAAGGGGAUUUUUUAAUGAAAACACCCCCACACCUGUUCAGAUCAAGAUCAGCUAAGUGAUUAGUGUCCACUUUGUCCAGAGGGGGCGCCAAAUCCAACACAGAUCUGAAGUUCCUCAUUGGUGUUUUGACUUUUAAUUGAUGGUCACUGCAGGAAUGUGCUCAAGCAUCCAAACCCCAGUUAUCAAAUGAUGAAUUUAAGGGUCCUGUGCAGAGCCUUCAGUUGGUGUCAGUUUUGGCGCCCCCUGUGGACAUUUUUUUUGUACUAAAGUCGUGUCUUCUUACAUAAAAAUCUCACCAUGGCGUGCAAACCGGCCAGUUUCUUCCCUCGUGCGCUGCAUGAUCUAAACAAAUGGGAUGUCAAGAUCUAAAGCCUUACAUCAGUGUGUGUGUUUAUGUGUGUGUGUCAGAGUGUGUACGUCCAGUGAAGGGCUGUCUAAUCAUCUCAGCUUUCAUAGCAGCAGGAUGGGCUCCUUGUAUUGUCUAGGAGGAAACACACACAUAUACACACACACACACAGAUACCUGCACACACAUGCACGUGUCUGGGUGUUAUCAACUCUAGACAAUACAGAGGAACAGGAGGACAAAGACGGGGGUGAGAGUCGUCCUGAGGGCCAACAUGACCUCAUACCUGAUGUUAAAGCACAAGUAAAGCUCUCCUCAUCCUGCAGUAAUGAAAUUUAACAUUUUUUACCACUUUUUCACCUCAUAAAUGAAUGCAAAAAGUAGUCUGAAGUCCUGGCAAUGAGCUGAUUUAUGCUCCUGAGUCAAGUAGUUAAACCCCAUGAGUCUAGAGUGCACCUCAAGUUGCUCAAACAUGCCUUAAGAGGGCCGUGAUCAGGUUUUUUUCUCCCUCAUCCCUUCUCUGCAAAUAGCAACAUUAGGUCACAUCUAAAUCUUCUCUAAGCACCGGACCAGUCGGUGGUGUUUGGCGUUAAGAGCUCCCAAACAAAAAGACUUGGAGGCAUGAAAUAUGAGGCUGUGCAGGGAACACUGAGGAGUAGGAGGAGGAGGAGGAGGAGGUGGAGGAGGUGGAGGGAGAGUUUUGUUCGGUGCAGGGUUUGAGGGGGGUUUAAAAAGAAAGAAAGAAAACUCCUCCCAAACACAGCAGAGCAGAAGGAGGGGCCGGGCGCUCGCAAAUCACUCCCCAGAGAGAGAGAGAGAGAGAGAGGGGAGAGGAGGGCAGGGCUUGUGAUUGUGCUACUUGUUGUUGCCUGUCUGAAGGAGUGCGAGUGUGUCGCCUUCCAGCCGGUCAGUCAGAUCCUCAGUCAUUCAAACUCCCUCUGAUAUGGAAUAAUAACUCUGAAAAAAGCUCAAGAGACUAAAAGAGAAACAAGAGCAGAGGUCGUGGAAAGGAGAGGAGGUCACGCUGACAGGUAGGAGAGUAAAUCUGUGUGUUUAUGUGUGUGUAUGUGUGUAUGUGUGUGUGUGCAUCCAUAAACAUCCAUGUAGGUGUGUAGGAAUGUGUGAAAGCUGGUGACACACUAACUUUACGGUCAUCUCCACUUUUUGAAGAAGUUUUUGUCCCCGCUGUGGUAUCAUCUCUGUCGUAUCUCUGUUUACUUGGUUGCACUGACAUGGGGACUUUUUGAGCAAUGUGUUGCCAUCCCAAGACACUGGGUGUAACUGUGGUUGCUGGGAUUGCUGCUGCUGGUGUGGAAAUUCCUGAAGGAAAUAAUUACAUGAAAUGUGACAGAUAAGAUCGAGAUUUAUCAUUGAGAUGUGAACUCGUGUGGAGGGCAGUUUGGUUAUUCUGAGGUUAAGAUUUUGAGCUUUAUUGUGUUUGAAUAGUUAAAUUUUUGUCGAAAUGCGGUGAGUGAUGCAACAAAAUUAUUUGUGUCACCUCAGUAUUAGGGUUACCAAACGAUUGUUAGUGUUGUGUAAUAAUCUGACAAACAUUUUCAUCAUAGCUGAUUGUUUAUUAGUGAGUUUAAUCUCCUCCCAGAGCAAAAACAGACUCCUGCUGAUCACUGAUUUAGUGAAAAACUGACAUAAAUAUUCACAUAAAUCAGGAAAAUCUUACUUCUGAUUUAAAGCUUCUGUGAGGAGUUUUUAAUUACCCAAAGAACAAACUGAAAAUGUCACUAAUGUGUCUCUAUGACCUUUGAAGGCAUAUGAAACUGUUCACACAAAAAUUGACUGUUUCUUAUUUUUAUUUUUAUAAAUCUGAAGCAAUUGGCGGGAGGUAGGAGUCAGUUAAAGUGAUGAGACGAGUUAGCAUUGUCCACAGCAAAGUUUUCUGUUGAGUCUCAAAUUUACAAAAGAGGGUUAGAGCCACAUGAAGAGAAAAAGAUAACUAUCUUGCAGUGUCAACUUUCAUCUCAAAAUUUCUUUUUUUAUUUAGACUUUGUUAAAUUUCGACUUUAAUCUCAAAAUGGAAAUUUAAAAAAUCUCCCUCCUGCAAUAUUUUUUUUCUCUCCUUGUGGCCCUGAUCCUCUUUCGUACAUAUUUGAUUGUUAGAAUAAGCAGGAAUGAAUCUUAGUUAGAAAAAUACUAAAACCAAGAAUGAACUAAAAUGCACCAAUUUGUCCACAGGGGGCAGCAGAAUCAACACAAACUCAAAGUUCCUCACAGGAGCUUUAAACCAGGGCUGUCAGGAUUUCAGAUUUUUAACCUGCUAAAUGUGGCCACGCGUAAAAAAAGACAACUAUGAUCUUAUUGCAAAAAUUUAAGAAAAAAAAAGACUGAGAACUGAUAGUCUGGAAACCUAAAUAUUUUACCAUACUUCAUUUUUCAUUUACCAUACUUUUUAAGACCUGGAAAUUGAUCAAAUUACUUCCAUACUUUCCAUACUUGUGUAGGAACCCUGAAAUAAACAGACGGUCUCAUUAUUAGUGUAAAGUGUGUGCAUUACACCUGCAUUUCCAGCAGGUGUGUGGUCAACAAAACUGUCCUCCCUCCCACUCAAAAGAGGGAGCUGUGAUUGUGUUGCAUUGUCCUCAAUUAAAUGUGGUAUCUUCAUUGGAUUUCAGAGGCUUUAAAGUUUUAUCUAAGUGUCCUGAUUUUUUUGACAGAAAGAGACAAAUUCUCCAAAAUGAGAGAUUUUUCCUACCUGACACAAUCGUACAGGUGGGCUUUACAUAUUUUUUUUGUCUCCAAACAGUCAAAUCAGUUUUUUUGUUUCUAAAAUUCUCACUCUAAUGCCACCUUUGUCCUCCAAAAUCACUAAAACUGAAACUUUUCUUUUGAUCGGCUUCUGUUGAUUUACUGCGACCCUCGGGCAACAAAACCAGAGUGAUUAUUUUUUACCUGUGCAAAGUUACGUAAUGAGGGAUUAGUUUCUGAUUUCAUAACUCAGCUUUUUUACUAAUCAUCCAGCUGUGUGAAAAACUUGAUUCUGAUUGGUCCAAAGUCUUCCACGAAAACUAGAUCACACACAUAACGCUUAUUGCAUCCAUCCUCCUGUGCCUGUUGCCACUGUGGCAAAAACAUGUUUCUGUUAAAACUCUGAUUGAUUGUAGGAUGCCUAAAAAUUUGAUCCACUCAUCAGUUUCGGUUUCCUUCACAAGUCAAACCACACUAAUAUGUCCGUUACAUUGAAGCAGGUUUGUCCUUAUUUACUGUAGCACUCCAAAUGUAAGACAUGACACGAUGUGACUCAGAGACCGCGAGGCCCCUGACCCCCAAACCGACUCCGACAGAUUCUUUCUCAGAAGCACUCUGACAGGUUAAGUGAAGCCGCUCAGGUUGAAGUCCUGACCUCGAAGUUAUGAGAACACGUCUUUAAACAGCAACCACCCCGUGAGACGAUGACAGAGGCUGACAUAUGUGUGCAUCUGUGUGUGUGUGUGAAGUGUUGAGUUUGGUGCACGUAAACACACUCAUGCAGGAGGUCGUUUCAGACAUUAGUCAGAGUCGGGACUGAAAACAAACCUGCAGAUUUAACCGAACGCUGUAUCAGGUCAAAUAGUUUAUCAUGCAUGUUAAACAAGAGGAGCAGCAAAGCAGAGGAAUAAAGAGAAAUGAAAGUCAAAACAAUUAGUUUCUACUCCUUCAGAAAAUGCUGCACCCUUUAUUUCUCCCUUUUCUCAUUUUCUAUCAUCUUGUUUUGUGCAUUUGCAAAUUUUUCAGUCACUGCAUCCAUAUGAACCAUCCUGUAGACUUUUUUCAUGAGGCCAUAGCUUGUAUCCUUGCUGAUUUGUCAGGGUGAAUACUUGAAAUACAGGGAAGCAGAUGGCCUGUUUAGAUAAAACUCACCUGUAAGCGUCUGUGAAGCUCGUUGAAUACCUUCUUUUUUUAAAUCCAGGAAUUUCAGGAAGUAACUUUAUUACCAAGUAUGCUUAAAAUUGACUGCAAACGCCAAGGAGCCUCCAUUAGGCCUCGUGAAACUCUCAAUGUCCUGAUAAUGAGACUCUAAAGGCGUGGAGUUUUGCAUGAAAUCGCUUAUUUACGGUCUUGACUCAGUGGACUGACAGGUGGAGGCCUCUGCAGCCUCAGCUCCACCUCUGGACUUGUUUGUAGAAAGUUAAGUCUUUUAUAUCAUCGGUUGAUUCUGUUAAAGAUGGCAGAUAUCCUAAUCUUGUUCCCCUCUGUAUGAGGAAGCUUUGUUGGAGUUUAAACUGACUCAGUUGACCGCGAUCGGACUCAAUCUUCUGAUCUGGCGCUCAUGUCGUGUUUGUGUGUGUGUGUGCGGUGUUUACUUUUUUUAUCACAAAACCAGAAGUUCCAUUUACAGACUUUUAUUUCUGCUUUAUUCGUCAGAUUUCAAAUGUAUUUUUACUCCAUUGAGGAUCUUCAGUCACCUGCUACUGCACUCAGACAUUUUCCCACACUGUCCAGCUCUGCGUGUAACAGAAGCUACACAGAAUGAGAGUGUGUGUGAAGAGGACAAAUAUCCAGAAAUAUUAAAGGGCGACUUCAGCUGUGGGAUUUAAUAACAGCCUUAUUAAUAUGUUACACACACACACUCUCUCUCUCUCUGGUGGGCCCACGCACUGAAGAGCGCAGUAGGACACCUCUCCCUCUCUCUCUAACAAAGACCGGCUCUGAACAGCGGUCAUGUGACAGUUGUUCCCAUUGUUCACUUCUGGCCAGGGGUGGUUUUACUAAUGCACUGGUGUGUGUGUGUGCAUGUGUGCAUGUGUGUGUGCAUGUGUGUGUGUGUGUCUUAGCAUGCCAAAGCAGGAAGACACUUAAAGCCCUUCCAGAGGAAAGCCCUCUUUCCCAGGCGUGUUGAUGUUAUUUUCUCGCUCUAAGGAGGAGUGGACUUUCACGUAAAUAUGGACUCCUGUCUCCUCCGACUGAACGGGACCUGUUGAUUCACUUUAAGGUCUCUGACACCUGGUGGAUUUCUUCAGCGGAUUAGCGGCUAAACUCCUCAAACCCGUAUUUAAAGGGAAAAUUGUGUCUUUAAAUCCUGUGAAAUAUAAAUACAGAAGGAAAGAAGGGAUUGAAAAAGAGGAAGAGGAGGCGUUUAUUUGCAGUUUUCUUCAAUAAUGAGCUGCCUGCUGUCUAAAUGUUUAUACUGCUGUUUCCUCUUCCUGUUAAUCUGCUCUUGUUUCCCACCCAGAGACUUGUGUGUUUUUUGGGGAGUGUGUAAGUGUGGCUAAGGCCUCGAGGAGCGUCAGAGUGAAAGCAAAACUCACCCCAGACUUUUAAUCAUACAGUCAAGGACAAAACCUGUAAUUAGUCGAGGGUGAGGGUCCGUCAAAAUGAAACUUUUACCUGCCAUUUCAUUUUAAAUUCAGCUUAACUGAAAAUGAAACCCCUUUAAUAAAACUGACUUCCAGUUAAAGGUUAAAAAGUUCAUGUAAACCUUAUAUGUGAACUACGGUCCAGGGCAUUGGAUAACUGCAAUCUGACUGUCGGAGGUUUCUUUUUUCACAUAAUUCCAUUAGAGAGAAUGAUUUACAAAUCUUAUAUCUCCAUAUGGCUUCAUAAAUUCCUUGUUUAUACACAGAUUCAGAUGCAGAAUCUGUUUUCAGGAGUCUGUUUUUGUUGCACGUUUGCAGCCCGAGUGUUAUUGACCAGUCUGGAAUCUGCAGAGUUGCAAGCGUAUGCAAGAAAAACUGACUGCAUGUUAAGGCUGGGCGAUAUGGCCUCAAAUCAAUAUCACAAUUAUUGUCCUAAAUUUCAGUACCGGUAAAUUUUCAGUUUAUCACCCAGCUCUAAGUUUCUACCUCAGCCGCUGUCUCUCUCCGUCCUCCAUCUCCUCACCUGUCUUUCCCUCUUUGUUACAGACUGGAUGGGGUGGAGUCACGUCUCUGACGUAGAACAGCGUCUUAAAGGGACAUGAGACCAUAGCCUACCUACACACAUCCAAAACCAACUUUAUUUAUUCAUUUUUUUAUUAGGUAAACUUUCGGUUUAUCGCUCAGCCCUACUACAUGUUACAACAUCUUUGCACCGAUCCGAGGAUUUAUUUAUCUCUAAAAUGUAGACAUCUGUAUGUUUACAGGACUGACUUCACACCUGAGUUGAAAAGUCAGAAAGUUGCGUCUGAUAUUACAAAACAUAUCAGCAAAGUGCACGAUAGAUUGCACGCUAAAGCAAACUGACAAAAUACCCAGAGAUAGAAUUUACACUUUUGCAAAACUCAGAUGCUCCAACUUCAGGAGGUGUCCCGUCUGAUGGGAAUUUCCAGCAUGUAAGGAGUCAGAAAUGAUCGAUCUGACCUCCGUUUGACAAAUCAACAAUCAAAAACUGUUUUAUUCUCCUCUUAAGGACAGACCUGACAAAAUCUGAGUUUUUCCUCUGCGGUGUGAUGUUAUUUCUGCAAACCGAGGAGCUUUAAAUUGAAAGUAAAUCAUAGGAAAACGCCUCUGUACUCUGACUCCAUGAUGACUGAACAAUGUGCUCGCCAUCUCUUUCAACCCUUCUGUGUAUCUUUGUGUGAGAUGUAGCUUGCGGUGGAACAGCUGUAGGAAGAAGAGGAUGAGACAGGCUGAGAGAAAGAGGGAUAAAAGUCUAUUAUUAGGAGAGGUGGAGGGACAAAGGAGUAAGAGAAGAUGACAGAGAGAGGAGGCAAAAGAAGAGCUGACAUCAUGAUGGACAGACAGAAGGAGGGAGGGGACGUCUGAUGGAGGAGGGGAGGGGACGAAGAAAAGGAAGAGAAAGAUGGAUGAGUGAGGGAUUUGAAUAAGAGGAAAAUAAAGAAGAUGGAGAGAGUGGAGGUUAAAGUGAUAGAGGAGGAGAGAGUGAGAUAUCUGUAUCUGAUAUCUGAUACGUCUGAAUCCUCAUGUGGAAGUGCUGUAAGUCUGUGUUUUCACUCAGUGAGAGUCUGUCCUUUCUCCCCUGUGUUUGUGUGUGUUUGUGUGUGUGUAGGGGGCAGAUGGUCAGGGCCACACACACUCACAGCUGACCAUCCCUCAGGCUCUUAUAAUAGGUCCUGCUCCUGUAGUGGUUCAACCCCUCAGAGGAAUCCACACUCUGACCCAGCAUGCCUUAGCAGGACUUUUACACUGUCUUUGUGUGUCUGAGUGUGUGUGUCUUUGUGUGUCUGAGUGUGUGUGUCUGUGUGUGUGUGUGUGUGUUUGUAUGAAGUUUACUUGUCUUGAAGUGGCCAGCUGCUCCUCUCCCUAAAACCUGUGUUUGCAUUUUUAUUGACAUUCAUCAUCACACACUGGUGACCCAGUUACCCUCCUGUGAAGUUGGAUUAAGUCCCAGUUUAUAGUCCAUUCAGGGUUUCCUGCUCUGUAGUGGGGCCUAUAAAUCCACACUUAAAUCAUUGAAUAUUCCUAAAAGAUUUAAUGCACCAAAAAUAUGUAUUUGCAAUCAUUCUGGUCUUACUGGUGUGGUUGAUUUGACAUGAUAAAAAAAGUCCUUUUAGCUGAAGUUCUGCUUAUAAUUGAUUAAUAUAAUCAUGUAACAAAGAAAACACAACACUUAAAUGAAAAGUGACACACAACUUUAGACAAUUCAACCUCUAACAAAGCUGAAGUUUCGUCUUGGAGAGCCAGGCCCUAAAGGUUUUUGCACACUAGGUCUGUUUUUGUCGUAUGACACUGCUGCAGAUUUUCUGGCAUUUCUGGUAUUUUGCAGAUCUUAUAUUUACAAUACAUUAAACAUUUUAGUUUGACUGUAAACGUGCUCAAUUGAACUGACAUACCUGGUUAUUGCAGAUGGGAUUGAUUUUGUCUUUCAUGCAUGAUCUUCUCUCCGACUAAAUCUGGUCUGAGCGCCCUUUGCACGCUCAAGAGUCGAGAGAAAUUGAUGCAUUUCUACGAAGCCGGGUAGUAAACAAAACCUCGAACUAUAACAUGAACACUUAAUAAACACUUAAAAAGAGGGCUGUAAUGAGUAGUAAUAAGCGAGAAGGGAGCAGGUUCCUGUCUACAAGAACAGUGGUCCAUUUAAAUCGCCUAAACUACAACCAUAACUCGACUUAACUGUGUGUGUUUAAAGGUCCUGAGUGUCUCCUAUCUCAGACGUCCUGUCGCUGUCCUAAAAAUUAGAACAAAACAGAAGCUGUUUUUAAUUUUUGUCAUGAAGAACAGACCAAGAAUAAUCCCAGAGAUUACGGCUUACAUUUUGAGACAUUUCUUUUCAGAUGAGGGGAAAAGAAACAUGCAGUAAAAUUUAAAUGCAAUAAAGAAAGUGUGCGAAAAAUUCAAAUGUUCCCAUGUCAGAGGAGGUGGUGAGCAGCUUGUGGAGUAGUUAUCGUCCAUUUAUCGUUAUCGAGGUGAACUGAUCAAUAUAGCGUGAUUGUUUUGAUAGUUGUGAUUAUUAUAAAAAGUGAUAUCAGAGCGGCUCAGGAUGAUUCUCCAGCUCUUUUAUGAGAACAUGGAACUUUUCAUGUUGUUAAAAUAACCACAACUUUAAUUUUCCCGAUGAAUAGAAAAAUAAAUGCAUCACCUCACUUAAAAACAAGGCUAAAUCUGGCAGAGCUAUUACAGCGCCAAACCCCGGAGUUUCCUCUCCCUCUGCACUUUCUCUGAUCACUAUCAGCUUGCACAAACACAGACACAAUAACAAACACCGGCACAGCUACUCCACUCAGAUUCUUGAAUCAGAAACAAGAUCAGUUUAGGGAAUCUGGAACUGUCCGGUCUGUUUUUAGUUUGGACAGUCUGACUAACUCCUGCCUGCUGACUGAUUCAGAGCAGACCACUCAUCAUCACACAGGAGGGGAAUUUAUCGAGGACGUGUCCGCUGUUUUCCAUCACUGUCACGUCCAUCUCGGAGGAUUCAUAUCUGUGUCGUGUCCCUCACAGGGCAUCAGCUUCCUCGUGAGAAAUGAGUCCGUCUUUGAUUUUAUCUGACAAGUUCAGGAACAACAUCCUCAAAACGAAUACAGUGUGAAAUAUAUAAGUUACACACACACACCGCCAUUGUGAGGAUGAGGUUACUUUACGUCCCUGCAGCAGCCGGUGUGUGUUUGACUGUAUCUGAUGUACAUGUAAACGUGUGUGUGUGUGUGUGUGUGUGUGUGUGUGUGUGUGUGUGUGUAUGUGUGUGUGUCGUGGUGAGGUCAGCGAGGGCGCCCGUUGUUCUGGCUCUCUUUGUGAGUGUGUAUCAUGUGUCGUCAUAUUUCACCUCUCUGACAGUGUGCGUUUGUGUGUUUGGGAUCACAUGUCCUCAUAUUAAAGGGGUAUUACGCCUCACCUACAGUGUGUUGUUACCGUGGUUACCUAAGUGUGUUAUCUGGUUGUUUUAUUGUGUUCAGACUCACCUGCAGUGGUAGGUCACCUCACUAAUAUUUCUUUGAGGUUAUUUGACGCCUCGUUUCUGUCUUCAAACGCCAUUUUUCUUACGUCAUGAUGUCAUUGUGGUCAUUUUUGCUCCAUACUGAGGAUAAAUUAUUAAAUACAGAAGAUAAAAAUCAGGUCCUCUGCAUCAGAGUGUUUAAUAUUUUGAUGUGUUUCUUCAUACAGAGUUGAGGAUGAUGGCAGAGGGGCGUUUUGCCAGCUUGCCCAGGUCCCUGCACGCUCACCACAGCCUGGGAGGAGGCCCCGCCCACCCUGGAGUCCCCACAUCCCCCCUGGGUGUCUCCAACAGCAGCACCUGCUCCUCCAGGAGGCUCCAGGCCUCCCUCGCCUCCUCCAUGGACCUCCUCAGCUCCAGACCGAGGUGAGUAAGGGUAAAGACGCCCACUUUCACAGCUGAUUCAUGUCAAAACUUUAGUCUGAUUUCUCUCUCCUUUCUCAGUCUUCCUUCUGGUCCCAGCAGCGGCCUAUCAGAGCUGCCCGCCUCCUCCUACCAGCCAGUCUCCAUUCACGGGACCCUCCCACGGCGCAAAAGAGGAGGGGCCAACAUCUCCCACGGCAACUACACCUGGGACCCCAGAGCCAAUCACAUGCAGCCGCUGCUGCCUCCAGGACACGUGAAAAAACCCCUGACCUCCCCGCUGGUCCAGAACAUCAUCGACAAUGACUUUCAUGGUUACAGGUAAACAAACACAGAAACAGGCGAACGUCAGCUCUCAUCUCCAGUCAACAUGAGGGUGUUUAUGUCUCUGAGCUGUUACCUAAUCUGUGCUGCAUAAUCCCUAAUUACAGACCUCGGAGUGAAGGCAAGUUUGGCACAAUUAAAAACACUUCACCAAAAUUACAUCCUUCAGGGACUCAGUGGCUUUGAGUGUUGGCUCUGGAGGAUUUGGUAGUUCGCCUCCUGAGAGAAAAUCACAGUGAUGUCAAGUUAAAGGUGGGGUAGUCAGGAUCUGAGGAAGUGCCAGUUAUUAGGAGAAAUCUUGAAUGUAAACUCUACCCCUCCUAACCAAUUUUCCCCUCAGCUCCUCCUCUCCCCUCCCUCUCUGCUCCAACAAGCCCCGCCCACAAACAGACGCUCCUGCUUGCUCGUCUCAUUCCAAUUAAAUUCAGACAUAAUGCAGAUAAAUACUUCAGAUAAUCAACACAGACAGAAAAUUCCUCAUAGGAGUUGAAUUUAAAAGAAGUAAUUUUGAGAGACUGUUUACAACUUCAGAGAUAACUUAACUUUUCAGACUUAACACACAACACGUUGGUGCCUCGAAAGCCUCAGUCUGUUUACAUUCAGGACAGUUUUUACUGGUGUGAGGAGCUGGUCUUCUUCAGACGGAGAGCUCAGAGUUGGACGUAGAAAAGUGAGUCUGUAAGAGAGCCCUGAGGGGGUGCAGCAGUUAGCUCAACUUCAGAGGGAGAACACACUCUAACACACACUCUGACACACACACUUCAUCCCUCAUCAUGUCUACCCAUCUCUCUAUCUGGCGUGUAGAGUUUCAACAGACUGUAUCUGAUGCAGCCAGUGUGUGUGUGUGUGUGUGUGUGUGUGUGUGUGUGUGUGUGUGUGUAUGUGUGUGUGUGUAGCCCCCAGCAUUUGGGUUACCUUUGUGGGUCAGGGUGUGGCAGGACAGAUCACAGAUUACUGUGAGCUCUUUGUCUCGUCCUCCAUCUUUCUGCCUUCAUGCAGGAUUCAUUUCAUACAGCGCUGACAUCCUGCAGGACAAUUUGUCUGGGUCGAAUUCAACCUGUGCAGGUGGCUGAAUGAUCAGACCGCUUUUCCAUUUAUGGUCAGUCUCCCUGUUAAAAAAAAAAGAGUAAAAAUAUUCCUCAAUGUUUGACUCACAAAUCUAAGAACAGCUGUUUUCACACAUGCAGAAACCUCCUUAAAAUUCUUCAUGUGUGAACACAAACAGCCAAAAAUGUCACCUCAGACUUGACUCGCCUUCUGUCCACAAUUUUUAACGUGCACUUGGAGAAAUUGAGUCAAAGUGAACCAACGCAGAGAGCAAGAUUUUACCAGAGAGUGACGAAGCGUUUGAAGCCACAGUUUUUGCUUUUAUUUGAGAGGAUAGAACUGCAGACAGAGCAGAAACUGAGUAAGAGGACCAGGGCUGACUUGCAGGACAUGAACCACAGGUUUGAACUGAACUUGCAUAACCUGCAUGAGACAUAACCCCUCUAUAUAGGGCACAUGCAUAGACCACUGGGCCAGUGGCGCCCCAAUCCACAAAUAGAGUGACUUUGCUGAUUUUUUUUUUUUACCUUUAAAUCCAUUUCUACACAUUUGGGAUUUUAUUCUGAAAACUUGUCUCUUAUUUUGGUAUUUUUUAAAACCUUUUUUAACUUUAUUCUUAAAAAUUUUACUUUUUCUUGAAGUGAAUCAUAAAUAAAAAACUUCCUAUUUUAAUUUUUUCUCACUCCUGCCUUUGAAAAUGACUUUUAUCUGUUUUUAUUUUAGUGUCUCAUUUUUUUUACUCACUAAUAAUCAACUUCUUUCGCUCAAAUCAAGAAAUUUGUGUUUGAUUAGUUUAAUUUAUCACCCAGUAAGACUUAGAGCUCCUGUUUGGAGUUUUUAUGCUUAUGAAACAAACUGAAACUCAUUUUUAUGAUUUUUAAAAACAAUUAAGAACAUCAGAAACAAAAUUGAUGGUUUUAUUUUGUAUUGUUAACACCUGUGAGAAGGUAUCAGCCAAACAGCAAAUAAUUUUUACCUAAAAAAGAAAGGAAAAAAAAAAGAUUUUUUUUGUAUUUAUUUAAAAAAAAAACAUUUAUUUUAUUUUUUAUUUAUAUAUAAUAUUUUAGGUAAAAAAAAAUUCACCUUGAAUAUUCACAAUAAAGGAUUAAAUUGAUCAAAAACUCAGAAAGAUUUCUUGUCAGAGGUCAUGACUCAAGCACACGAGCAGAGAUGACUUUGUCCACAGGGGGGUGCCAAAGUUGACACACAGGAGCUUUUAUUUGUAUUUGUAAAGCAUCAAUAAUGUCACAAAAAGUGCUUUAAAUAAUAAAUCCUCAGGAGAGAAGAGUGUGUGCAGUCCUUGUUGUAGUUUUUGGCUAAAAACAGGCUGAUAGUGUUAAAAAAAAAAACUAUUAAAGUGAGGAAUGAUAAAAUUAUACAGUUUUCAACAACAUGUUGAUAAAAGUGACCAAGAAUAAAAGUAGAAGGAUUAAAUACGGACAGGAUAAAAGAGUCCAGAGCAGUCACUGUUCAUGUUUUCUUUCUGAUUAAUAUUGAAUUUUUCAUAUUAGUUCACAGGGACUUUAUGCAAAUUUUGAGAAACUCCCAUUGCUGCCUAUUUUGUUUGAGUAAUGAAAGACAAUCUUAGAUUUUAUAUGUUACUAUAAAUAUAAACAAUCAUUGUCAGAACAAACAGCGGCUCUAAAAUACUCCAAACUUUCCCCCCGGCUCUGUUGCGGUUGUUUUGAAGCUCCACACAAUUCACAGUGGACUUUUCUAUAAAAAGAUGAAGGCGUGGACGUCUCGGAGGAAUGCGACCGCCGGCCACUCGAUCUUGACUUUCCAUUCCUCAUUCUGUCAGCUGACCUCUGACCCCUGACCUUAUGUUGCACCGGCUCCCCAUUGGUCAGUUUAUCUUUCUGUUGACCUCGGUGGACCACCAUGAGAGAGAGGGGGAGGAGAGGUCGGACAGAGACAGACUGUUAGCACAUGCAACUUUUCCUCUUAUCGGCAUGAAUAAGUUAAAUCUGAUGUUAAUUAUUCAUGAUUUAUUCCUUUAUUUUGGAUGAAAUCAAGCAAAACAAUCACUUAAAAACAUUAGUUUACUUGGUAUAAAAUUAAAAACCUAAUAUAUGAACGUAUUUACUGAUAAUUUAACACAUUUGAUGAACACACGGAGGAAAAAAUCAACAGGAUGUGAUUUAAGGAGAGGAGGAAGGUUGUGAAAGGAUCUAACCACCCUCCAGAUAUUUUAAGAAAAAGGGCACAGUGAGCUCUUAUUUCUAUUAAUGCUCUAGUAAAAUAUUUAGAAAUGUCACGCAGAUAAGCGCUUGAAAGAUGUUGUUUUUUUCGUGCGUUGAAAAGCGUUUGUUAUCGGUGUGAACAGAUUUAUCCUCAGCGCUCCGGCUCCACCAGUUUUAAAGGCGUCUGAAUCCUUAGCUUGUUUACAUCCUCAAAAAGGUUCAUUUUAAAGGGAUAGUUCAGAUAUUUUAAUGUGGGGUUGUAUAAGUUUAAGCCUUUUUGUUAAGAAAUCGGUGAAGGAGUUGAGCUAGUAGCCGCUAGGGUGACCAGACCUCCUCUUCUACCCAGACGUGUCCUCUUUUUUGGGGGCUGUCUGAGUUUAUAAAAUCCUUCAAAUGUCCGGGGUUUUGUAUGAAAGUUUUGAGUUUGUGUCACAUGGACUUAAUAAGUUAGAAGCGCGUAAAAACACUCGACCCGACCCGUAAAACUCUCAAAAUUAUGUACACGCAACUCUGUGACUCCGCCCUGCGUAGUGGUGUCCUCUUUUUGGGGAUUCAGAAUACGGUCACCCUAGUAGACGCUUCAGCUUCCAUUCAGCUUUCCUGUUUUUCUUCCUGAAAAUUGAAGUAGAUAUGUACAUCUGUGUUGUUAAGUGCAGACUGCUGUAUUUGAGCCACUGGGAUCCUCUGAUCCAGAAAGGUCUUGAAGUCCUGUUACCAAACCCCACUGGUGACAGCAGUAACUCUCCGGGUUCACGGACUCACAGUUUGGACACCUGCGCCCCUGAGUAACUUUAGAUCUCUCCUCCUCUCCGGUUAGCUGAAGAGUUUCUCUCGUCAGUCAGGUGUCCUCUCGUGUCCACGGUUAACAGCAUGUUAUCCUCACUCUCAUAAUCUCUCAUUUCUUAGAUUUUUUUAUAUUAUUGCGUGUGUUAAAGCUUGCACAGACCUGAACGGCUGCAGGCAGAGGGUGGAUUUGCUGCAUCCUUAAAUAAUUGAGCUUUCUGAGGGGAAAGUGAAGCGCUGGAUAAAGAGGUGUGAGUGUUUAGGUCAGGGUUUCUAGUGCAAACACACUGACCUCUGUAGGCUGUCUGCACACCCUGCAUGCCUCUCUCUCUCUCUCUCUCUCUCAGAUAUGGAGUACCCCUGCGUAAAGCCAGCUGCGGUCAUGCUGAGUAUCAUGCGGUGAAGUGAAAAGAACAACAGUAGCCAGAAAAAGACUGCGGCCACUCUUUCCCUCCUUCCUACACUUGUUUUUUUUUUCUUUUCUUCCUCUCGCUCUCUUCCACUCUUUCCCUCCUCGCUGCUUCGUCUCUUGUCUGCGUUUCAGGUCAGUUUUGUGGUUCGUGAGAGGCAGAAAAAUCCAGCAUCUGAUGCUGUUUCAGCAUCAUGGUCGGAGACGACAGAGUUAGCUGUGGUCGGUUUGUGUAGACUGGAAUGCUUUACUGCUUCAGACUCACUAUUCUUUCUUUUUUAUUCUUUUGGUUUUGUCAGACACACGGGAAAGUUAACAGGGAAAGAUAAAAAGUAAGAAAGCAUCUCUGACUGUACACGAGAGGAGAUGAUUCAGUCUCAGAGUAGAAGAAAAGACGAGUUUAAAGAAGAAACUAAGAAAACAAACUUAUCGGAUAAAUAGUUUCUGAUGUGAUGGAUGGAGGGGUGAACAAAGGUGCUGAAAUACGUUUUUGCACCCUAAAACGCCGUCAUAUUGGUCCAAAAGUCGCAUCACCAACCUCUCCAGAUUCUCCGUCAGCUCCAGGGCACCUCUGACCUCUGACCUCCCCGUGUAAAGAAAGUGUAGUUUUCCUCUGCUGUAGUACGCUUAAAUGAUCCAGGAGGGGUUUAUAUGCGGGUGUUGUCUGGUAUGUGGGGAUUCUCCUUACUCCCACCUCAGACCAGAGGGACCAGAGCAGGGGUGAGGAGAGGGCAGGUGGUUGGUGUGGUUCAGGUUUGAGGUCCAGACAACUGAGCAGCAAAUACCAGGACAAUAGGAGGUCAGUGUCGGACCGAAUGUCACAGAAAAGUUUGUCAUUCUUCUUUUUUUGUUUGUCGUAUCUCUGGAUAACUUCAUGACAAACACCAGAGUCAACAAACAAAGUCAUAAACAGUUUACAUAAAGCCUAUCUUCUCAUGCCACAUAACCAUGAUGUGCAUAAGAACUCUCUGAUCUCAGCUGUUAAAUAAAAGGACCAAAAACAGUCUUAAAUAAACCUCUCUGCAGCUGAAGCAUCUAUUACUGACAUCAACUUUUUGACACCCAAUCAAAAAUAUUAAAUUGCUUCAAAAGUUUGUUUAAGAGUCAGUUGUGAGUAAAAGUCAUCAGAGACAUUCAGGUGAAAGGUGAAUAGAUGUCAGGCUCAGAGUUUCAAAGACAACAAAUCUAGCUCUGCAUGACAAAAUGAUUCACUCUGUUAUUAUUACUUUGACACAAAAUCAGUCUGUUUGUAGCAAAAAAUGAUAAAUAAACAUAAAUAUAAGCUGUUACAUCAUACAUUUCUCUCUUUUUGUAGCUGAACUAGCUGCUCAGUUUUCUCCUGAAAUUUGUGUCACAUCUGUCAAGAAUCAACUUUACAAUAAAACAGACUUCCCCUCUCUAUCCAACUCCUCAAAUAUGUAAAAAGAGUAAAAAAGCUCUGUCAGGAUUAGAGUGCACAGCACAGCUCUGAGCAGCAGAGAGUGGAGAUGCUGAAACAAACUGCACAAAGACGUGGAGCUGAAAGAGCAUUAUCCGAGUAUCAUUAGUUCAUUCGAUUUUCAAAAUAAAACCAAAAAUGAAAAAAUGAAAAAAUUAGAAAAAUGAAUUGUUUUCUAAUAUUCGUCCCUUAUUAUUCAGAGCUGAUAUGUGUCCUUUUGUCCUCGGGUUGUUUUGGGCGCAGAACCUUCUGACGGACAUUUCAGAACACCUCGGUAUUCCUGCCUGGAAAUCUCUGCAUGAGUGAAAAAAAGCGCCCUAUGAGUUCUGAAUAAGUCUCGAGUCAGCCAUAACGCCAAAGGUUCACCUCCGGGUCACAAAACUUUCUACAGACGAAAAAGUCUAAAUCAGAUAAAACUGUCUUUAUCCAUUUAUCCCAUUUUCAUUUGAAAUGAAGUAAACAGAAAUCAGAAAAUGAGCCGUUAUCCCUUUUUUCAUUUUCAUUUUAGAGACUUUAAAGAUUUAGAAAACAAUUCCUUUUCUUUUUUUUUCAUUUUUGGUUUUAUUUUGAAAAUCAAAUGAAUGCAUGAUACACGGAUUGGACAUUUUUGCACCUGAAUAUUAUCAGCGCUGCAGCUCAUUCUCUGUGUUUCUGCAGGAAAUGUUUGAUCACAGUGUCCUCACCUCUGCCUGACUCCAUCUUUGUAUAGAGUCUAUAUGUUGUUGUGAAUGGAGGCUUCUGUUCAGUUACAUAACUAAGUCCUGCUCAUUAUUCUGACCAUAUUAAACCGAGGGGGGGAUUAGAGCUGAACAUAUUUGGUUUGUUAAGUAAAGGACCGUGAUAAUAUUCCCGUGGGAACACCAGCGUGGACUUAAGGGAUUUUAACUACCAACCUUACUAAUGUAGCCGAGGAUUUGAGCUAAUUACCUCUCCUAACUUCGCUCCUGAAUAUAAGGCGUCUGUGUGGAGAGACUCUGAGCUACUUUAGUACACUCAAGUAGGAAAAGAUGGAGAGCAGCGGCGGAGAAAAUGGCACCUGCUUUGGACAUUUUCCAAGAGCAAAACAAACAAAUUCCUGGAGUGAACUGUUUGUACUCUGUGUUCCUGCUCUUGAAAACAAAACUGCAGCUGGAAAGAGCCGCGAUGAUCCAGAUCGAAACUGUUGAACUGUCUAAAAAAAAGAGAAAAAUAAAGAGAGUAAGAGGUGCUGUGCUGUUACCUCUCUGUGAAUUUGUCAGUGGACUCAGAAGAGUAACCAUGUGGCUGCGAUGAGAGUUUUUAAGGAGGGGGAGGAGAGAGAGAGAGAGGGAGCGAGGGAGGGAGGCCAAGCCAGGCAGGCAGGCGGUGAGUGAACAUGUUUACAGCUGACUGAGAGAAAGAGUGAGAGAGUGAGAGACGGACUGACAGGAGAAAAAGACAGGCUGAGAUUUGGAGCGGUUCAGCGUGAGGGUUGGGAUUUCUUUCACAUGCAGAGGAACUUUGGACUGCCUGACUCUCACAGCUAAAUCCACCUCCAGAUCAGGUCUAACAUCUUAGUCCAGCAAAAAUGGGACCUCCAAUCCAACCCUAAAACCAAGAAGCAUCACACCUCCCUGUCGAGGUCUACCACUCCCUGAGAGAGUCGAGCAGCGUUUGAGUCUCUUCCAAAGCGGCUUCAGCACCUGUCAGGGUCUCACCUGGACUCUCCCAAACCAGCUCAGCAGUUCACCUGAAACAAGACCUGCAGAGAGGAGCCAAAGAUCAGCAUACAGCAGUGAGAUGUGUUCACUAAACAGGACCUUGUCUUUGUCUGUGUUCCCCAGGGAGCCCGCUGCCAGCCUGGACACCACGGUGGACUACGUGAAGGUAGGAGGAACAAACUUUCUCACUCAAAACCCUGAAUUAUGGCUGAUUAAAUCUUCUUUUUAGGAUAGAAACUUGACAUCUCAUUUGUGUGACCGAUUGCAGGAGUAUAAACACACGAUGCAUCCCACUAUAAUCUUUCUCAGCACAUCUAAUGAGCAUCUACAGUAUCUCUGGGACUGGUUGUACCACAUAAAGAUGAAAGACGCUUAAAUGCACACAUGCAAUGUGUUGCAGAUGUGCAGCACAGCUGUGAGCUUCAAUUUGUCGCAGUAAAUUGCCUGUGAAGUCGUAGACGGAGAAGUUUUCUCUUCAUGUCGAGGAUGUGAGUAAUUAAGAGGUAGAAGUGAUGCGAGUUUGUCAGAGUCUAAAUAAUUAACACCCUCGUGAAAACGCCGUAGACUCAGAUUGUAAGAUGGUGAAGAAGACGUCGGUUGCAUCUGUGGCUGUCAGCAGCUUGAUUGAAAUCGGUGUUUGGAUGAUGUUUGGCUUCAAUCCCUCAGAGGUGAAGUUAAUCUGAUAUCGUUUAGAGAAUCACACCUUUAAAUCAUCUGUCUGUCACUGCUCGUGUUGUUUUCAAUCAUAUUAGAGAAAAAGCCACCUGAGCCACACUGACACGGUGUUAUUACUGCAAAGCUUCUGUUCAAACCGAGGGGAGAUGUGGGUUUUCUAAUGCAUGAAAACUUAGAGGUUAUAUGAAAGAUGUUAAAACUAAAGCAGGAAAAGUCUGCAUGCACAGGAGAGGAGAGAAAAUCUGUUCGCCCAGUGGACUAGGACCAAAACUUUGACAUUAAAUAUAUAUUUACAACCUAGAAAAUGAGCAAGAAUUCUUUGAAGGCUUUCCUCAUGAUAAUAACAUUAUUAGGAAUGAAAAAGGGAAAACCUGUUAGCUGCAACUAUUUUGUCAUCAGGCGUUCGUCUAAGAAAUAUACCAGCAACCGUCUAAAGGUGAAAGAACGUAAAGGAGACUUAUCCUCCUCAUUUUAGCUUGUUCUGUCUAUUUUGCCUGAUUCUCAGUGUAAAAACAUGUUUAUCUUAUACUGGCAUCCAUUAAAACUCUCAUUUCAGUUCUUUCCAGCCUUCAUCCAGCCUGCUUUAGUCAAUCAAUCAAUCAGUCUUUAUUUAUAUAUCACUUUUCAUACAAAACCAUGAAGUACAAAGUGUUUUACACAGAAAAAGGAAUAAAAGAAACAAAGAAUACCCAAAUUUACCCUGACCCAACCCCCUCAUUCCCACCUCACAAUCUAAACGCAACAGAAACAUGUAUUAAAAUGUGUUAACUUGAAAAGAGCCGAUUUCAUAGAAACAGGAAAGUGUGCACUUAGGAAACGCCAUUUUAAAAUUAAAGUUAAGGAAACAUUGAAGGUUAGGUUAAGAUCUGAAAGUAAAGUAACAUAAAAUGAAAUGAAAACCAACAGUAACAACAAAAGAUACUAAAAAAAGAGCACCAAAAUAGCUUAACAAAAGACGAUCCUGUCAUUAAAACUAGAAGAGAUAAAUGCUAAAACACUUAAAGUUAAUGAUAUUAAAUUUAGUUAAAAGCAAGACUAAAAAGGUAUGUUUUGAGUUUGGUUUCAUCUAUAAAUCAUCAGUUUUCUCUCUGUUUACGGAUGAAACAUCAGUGAAGCCGUGUCAUGCAAAAACCUGAAAAUUGCACACUUGAAAAAUGAAGUUUUAUUGCUUUCUCAUCUGUUUACUGAGCGCACAUGAAAUGCUCUUAGUGGAAACAUUUUCUAUGGCAAAAAGGAAAGUGGUAGCUCAAAAAGAAGUCAAAAGCUUCAUUAUUUGGACAUGUGAGUGAGUCAGUUCAGAGUUUACGUUAAUACAGGAGUUAUUUUGGUGUAAUGCUCCUUUAAAAAGUCACAUUUUCGUUCUUUCCCUCCCUCUUUUCUGCACUCUCUCUCUAAACCAUCCGUCACUCCUCUCCUCCGUCUGUUAGCUCAUGUGUUUGGAUGCUCACACCUCGGUCUGAAAAGCAAACUCAAUCCUUCCCAUGAGAGCAGGUCUCACCACACACACACACACACACACACACACACACACACACACACACACACACACACACACACACACUAAAACCAGCACAUAGACAAACAAAUUGUGUGUAUUUAUUUGGUCAAUUUAGGGUUGUGUGUGUGUGUGAGUGCAAACAGAGAGUGUGUGCUGACCGCAGAUGGAGCUACUGUAACCCCAGUAUUAUAUAAUAGGUGUGAAAGUGUACCUGUCAGCUCCUCCAGGUGUGUUUGCACUUCCACUGUGGAUGAAAAACACACACAUAUGUCCAUCUGCACACGCACAUAUGCACAGACCAUAACGCAUUGUUCAGGUGUUGUGUGUCGUUUCCUUUUGUCGGGGUCAAAAGUGCAGCAGUGGUGCGGUUCGCUGUGCAUUGUUUGGUGCGAUCAGGCGGUAGAGGGUUAAAGGAUGGAUGUACAUGAGGAAGGAAGUGUCGGUGGAGAACAAUAAGAUAAAAAAAAUCUGAUUUAGUCCUGUUUGAUGUUUGAGGGAGAUGUUUGAACUCACGGAGAGGAAGAACAAACUGUAUUAGCUGAGACGAAGUCAUCAAUAAAACUUCUUAAAGAUGAAAAAGAGGAGAUUAAAUACUGAAGAAGGACCAUAAAUAAUGAAAUAUCAAGGAGAGAGAGAGGUGGACUGAGCUGUUACACUGGACGUGGUUCAGGGACUCUGGUCUAGACUCUAUUUUCAAAGAUCUGAUGUAAAGAUGGGAUCAGAUCAGACCCACUUCCAUCUCAUCUUCAACCUUUAAGAGGCAGAAAACCCAAGCAGAACCAGACUGAUGUUAGACAGUCAUCUGCUAAGACCGAGAUGAGAUCAAUGCAUAUAGUUGAAGUACGUCCACGUCUGCAGCAGCGAUCCAGAGGAACCUACGGCGUGAUGGAGCUUAGAGACUUCCAGAGAAGACUGAGUGUUAGUGACUCUAAUGAGACAUAAUGAUUCAAAGUGAAUGAAAGAGGAGGAUGGAGAAGGAGGGAGAGGAGCUCAGUGUGACAGUCUGAACCUGUAGCAGCAUCACUAAGAGCUAAGAGACUUUUGUGGGCUCACAGCAGACCAUGAUAGACAAGAGGGUAGGGUUGGGCGAUAAACCGAAAAUUUACAGAUACUGAAAUUUAUGUCAAUAACCGAUGUCAUUUUGCCCAUAUCGGUAUAUUCAGUGUCAAAUAAACAAACAAAUACAAGUUUGUUUUGGAUGUGUGUAGGUAGGCUUUGGUCUCAUGUCCCUUUAAGACACUGUCCUACAUCAGAGACGUGACUCCACCCCAUCCAGUCCGUAACAAAGAGGGAAAGACAGGUGAGGAGAUGGAGGACGGUUAAUGUUAAUGUGGGAGGGGGUGAGCAGCUUGUAGAGUAGUUAUCGUCCAUUUAUCGUUAUUGAGGUGAACUGAUCAAUAUAUCGUGAUAUUGAUUGGGGCCAUAUCACCCAGCCCUACAAGAGGGUGUAUUGAGGGUCCCUUUACACUUUGAAUUCAUUAUCUAUAUCCAGUAUCAUCCUGGGAAAUAAAAGGUCAUAAGUCUACGAGUUCAGGUAACUCUGGGUCUUAUUAAUGAAUGAGGGUAAACAGAUCAGAAGACUGAGAAGCUGGUUCCUCUUAUCUAUCAGAAGUCAUGUUAGCAGAGCAACCUUCCCCUGUGGUCAUGAGUUUGAGUCGUGAUUGAAAAAAUUAAGGUGGCUCGGCUCAAAAGCAGACUUGGAGACUUAGAGACCUGGAGCGGAGCUGCUACUUGUUCACAUUGAAAAAGGUUAUUUGAGGAGUUUCAGGUCUGGGCACCUCCCUUUGGAUGUUUUCAGGACAAGAAGAACUGGGAGUAGACUUUGGGGUAGACCCAGAGUUCCCGGGGGGAUUAUACAAACACACCCAAACCUCUCAGGAGGAGCUGGUGAAAAGGGACUUUUGGGGCAACUUGGGUGGAGAAAAGUCGAAGAUAAGGUCAAUCAAGUUUAUUCUAGAAUCUAUUUUUGAGGUUGUACCCAAACUUUUGAGGCGAUUCAGUGUGUGACCUCUGCCUGAGGUCAAACCUGCGAUUGUAACUGAAUUUAUUCACAGCGUUGUGAAAUUAAAGUGGAUUAAAAGCAGAGAAGGUCAGUUCUGUUCAGUAAAGAAGGAAAUGUACCAGACGGAGGAUAAAACUGUUUCUUAACAUGAAUAAAAGUCCUCAGGAAACUAUGAAAUAAAACGCUCUGAUAAAAUAAAAUGUGAUUGUUAAUGAAAAAAGGAAAACAAAGACAGUAAAAAGUCAGAAAGACCAAAAGAAAAAGAUCAAGAGGCGGACUCAAAGACUCGCUCUUUCUCCGCCGUUGGUCUCUCUAUUAGUUCAAAGUGAACCCGGCUCUCUAAAUGACUCCUCUUCUUUUGAUUCCUCUCUUUCAUUCCCACUCUGUGUCUCACUUGAAAACUGCUCCACUCUCAUGAAACAGCUGAAGGAAACAAUCAUGCUCUCUGUGCAUGUAGCCAUGUGUGUGUUAAAUCCGUGUGUGUGAGUCUGUGUGUGUGUGUGUGUGUGGUCAAACGUCCCAACAAGAACUUUUUCAUUUUGUACCGUCAUGAAAUAUAACGUGCAGAUCGAGGACUAGAAAAGCUCCUAGCGUCACGAUCCGAACCCCCUCUUCAGGUUUCAAAUCCGCACUUUCCCUCCCUCUUUCGCUCUCCUUGGCAAGAGGAGAGACGUAUAUGAUAAAAUCUUAUUGAAUUAUUGUUCCUGUUAUAGUCUUUAGUUAUGCGGGAAACACUUAAAUGAUAACAUCUCAGUGUGUGAUUAAAAAGUUUGGAGGCUGCAGCAGCUCAAAACAGAAACCUGUAAAAAUAAAUAUGCUCUCUUGUACACUCUAGUGGUCAAUCAAGGUACUGCAGCAAAAGAAGGCCUGACACUGGAGCUGUUAUUGGGAUCAGGUGUCCGUCAGUGAGGCAGUUAAAAGUCCAAACAGCCGUGUGACAUUCAUCAGAUCAUGGUACGCCUCUGUCAGCGAGCCAACGCGAGUUCAAAGCAGGCAAACAGCCAACCGGCACGUCCAGCAUGUAGGCCGAAUAUCCCUCCGCACUAACCAGCCUGCACGUCAAUAGGCGGAUCAAUCACUCAGUUUGUCGGAGAGGGCAGCCGGCCAAAAUGACAAAAGCUCGGGACAAAAAGAGGCCUGACGGUGAAACAUCUGCGUGGAUCUGUCUCAUCUCCGCAGGAUUUACCAAAAAGAUACAGAGUUCAAAUCAAACUCCUGACCCACGAUUUCUGCGCUCAUCCUUGGUUAUAUAAGAGUCAUGCAUUAGGAAGAUCACUAAUCUGGCUUUUAGGUUGGUAUGAAGAAAUGUGUUUAUAAAAGUCCUGUAUUGUAUAGUUAGAUGCCCUCGAUAAAACAGACUCUCUGAUUUGAGCAGAGACAUCCUAGGGCAACUGUGUUCUGCUGAAAUCCAGUAAAGCGGGUUUUGGGGGCAUUUAGGGUGCUGCCUGCUCAGGCUCUUGUACCUUUUUUGCUAAAAACAAGAUUUCUUCCUCGUCUUUGUCCCCGUGAGUCACAUGAAGUGUUUCAUACUGACUGCAGACAUUUUAAUCGGCUCACACAGUAAAGGGGUCACGUUGCACUCAUCGAUACGGCUGCCACUAAGAUCACAGUCCAUUACUGAUCAAUGACCCAUCACAAGCACAAACACACAUCCAGACCCGCUCAUGGUGUAAACAGCAGCGUGUCUGACAUUUAUCCUCUGGCAGUGGAGCAUGAUGAGAGCACUCGAACUGGUACAGGAGGACGCCGACCAGGGCUGAUAUCAAACCUUCGAUUAGCUCUAAAAAACCUGCUCUAUACCCACCAAAAUCUGAGCUGAGGUCAGGGAAUCAGUUGAACCUCUGAUUGGUUAACCGACCAAAAGCCUUUGUCUGAUAUAAUCGGCUAAAGACAGAAAUAAAAACAGAAAAAUCACUUUUUUUUGGGACUGAAUCCAUGAAGUGUCUGAGAAUACACUUAUCUUAUCUGAGGGUUAAAAGCUCCAGGAAUAGGGUGUCCAUUCGUCUUCUUUUACCUGGACAUGUCCUCUUUUUUGGGGGCUGUCCAAGCUUGUCCAGAGAAGUUUAUAAAAUCCUUCAAAUGUCUGCGGGUUUUGUACGUUUCGAGUUUGUGUCACGUGGACUUACUGAGUUAGAAGCACGUAAAAGACACUCGGUCCGAUCUGAAAAACACUCAAAAUUAACUUCAUUCGGCUCUUUGACUCCGCCCCCACGCAGUCGUGUCCUCUUUUUGGAGAUGAUUUCUAGAGAAAACAUUCAUUGGCAUGUGAUUUAAUUUUACAGCUAGACUCAUGUUCCAUCUGUUUACAUUUAGAGGAGGGGCUUAAUGACACAUAAUGCAGCCAGUCAGCAGGGGGAGCUCUAAUGGGGCACUUACUCCAAGCGGGAGUUAAAUCAUCCACUCGCUUAAUUCGCGCGAAUCUAGACACGUAAAUGAAUAGUAUUUCCUUGCUCCAUUUGCGCAUCAAUGGUAAUUUCAACGGCAAUCCCUGCCAAUCAAACCUUUGUGCUGAUUGGUUAUUGCAACACGAAGCUCCGCUCGAGUUUAGACAUUUCAGCUCCCACCCAAUUCGCGCCGCCAGAGUAGUACGAGCGUCUGAUCGCGUCUUUGCAUUGACUUAACAGGUAAUUCAGUCGCGCGAAUGAUUUUACUCGCGCUCGGUGUGUGGAGACAGUUAAGACCCCUCUUCUGUAUCUCUACAGACUUUACAUUUCCUCUCUUCUCUAAAGUUUCUGUCACAUUUUCCUUUGAGAAACAACAAACAGAUAGAAAUAGAAAACAUAGAACCUCAGCGCUCUGAUUUCUGCCCCUUCGUUGUUUUCCUUGAGCAUUCCUGGAGCGACGGAUGUGUGUAUUUUAAGGUGGACUUUUAGCCUAGCUGGUGAUUUGGGGCCGCUGUGGUUGGCAGUCGAGUGUAUAUGUGUGUGUAAGUGUGUGUGUGAGUGUGUUUGUGUGUUAGUGUGUGGUGCCCCGGGGAAUGUUCUACAUGUAUUUCCUUUGUGGAUCCACGGAGGGUUCACGCUGUAAUUAGUGGCUCCGUUUCCUGCGGCGGAAUAUUCCUUUAACUGGAUUCUGUUCAGGGUGUCACCCUCACAGAGUUUGUGUCAUAUGUGUGCGCUCAUUUUGUGUCUCCCUCCAUCUAUAUGUUGUGUAUCUGUGCUGUUAUGUAAUCGUGUCACCCGCUGUGCGCAUGUGAGUGAACUGGUGGGAAAACUGCGGCACUCAACUGGUGUGUGGGAGUAAUAGCUCAGCAGUCAUUAAGUAACACAAAUGGCCGGCUAUUUAUCAGACACACACACACGCACACUUAAACACACACACACCUAAUUGACUGUUUUUACUGUCUAGACACAAAGCAGAACUAUCCAGAGUGACUGAACUUACAGACAGUGACCGUUAAAUGUUUUUACACAGUUGUUGUUGUCGUCGUCUGGUGUCUAAGAAACCUCUGGCAGCUCAGAAAGUGAAGUAUUUUCUAUUUUUAGUUUCUUUGUAAUGAGUAGAAGAAGAAAAAGGGGGAGUUUGUACGAGCGGGGACAGAGAAAAUAAUCUAAUUUAAGACUGAAAACUAUGAGGUUUAAAGAGAGUGAUAUCAGAGCUGAAAAUACUGUUUACGAAUUUCCUCUAAGAAUCACACGAGCUGAAAGGAUCAGACAGGGAUGAGGAUAUACGACUAAUUUUCCAGACGUUUAAAUUAACGUCUUUUUGACGUCCGAUUCGAUACCAAUAUUGUAGCCUUUAAUACUGGCUGAUACCGAUAUUGAUCCGUUAUUGGCACAAAAUUGUGUUUGACAAGUAUUUUACUCAGCUGCAAUGUGUUUUUUGGACUUAAACAAAAACACUCUUACUCCUUGCUAUUUUGUUUACACCUAAGUACACAUUAAUGUUGUGAUCAUGUGGGCUCAGCUUGCUGGAGGUGCCUGGAGGUGCCGGAGCAGAGUCUGGAAUGGACUGCUUGUAUCGGAGUGCUGAUAUCGGAGAUUUUAGAUGCAGGCUGAUAUAAUCUGACAUUCGUUUGUUUGCUGACAUCGGACCGAUAUCCGAUAUCAAUAUCAUAUUGGGACAUUCCUAGUUUAAAUAAAUGUUUUAAUUCAGACUAGCUCACUCAUUUCAAGGUGAGAAAAUUUGGGUUUAGAGUGUGUCUUAGAUUAGUGGAGCUAGCACCAUCAUACAUCGGUUCUCUGUUGAACGUCCACACGCCUUUGCUGGUUACUUAUUACUGUGAUUGCAUCUUAAUUUUCUAAAUCAAAAUAGUGACAAACUCGGACUCGGCCAGCUGUGGAGGCUACACAACAGCUUUGGCACCACAUUUGACAAGCAUUUCAACCUCCACCUGAUAAAGAAUAUUAAUAAUCGACAGUCCAUCACGAUACGACUCACAUAUCCUCUUACAUGUGAAAUUUCUUUUCAAGCUGUCUCAACGUUGGAGAUUAUAAACUUAAAAAAACUCUGUCACUUUUUUCCCUUUAGUCAUGAAUUUGUCUUUUUAUUAGUUUAGGUGUUAGAGGAACUGUGGAGUCCAUUCUUAUCUGAUGUGAGAUUGUAAAUAUUUAAGGUAAAUACAAAAUAUUAAGUCAUGUGACCUCAGUGUUAGCUCAGGUGUUACUGCUCUGCAGAUUAUGAUAUGUUGAAUUAAAAGUGCUGCAGUGUGCUUUUGUCAGACUCUUACUCAUUAUUGCAGAAGUUUUAGGCAUUUAAACUUUCAAACAGGUAUUUAAAAUAAUCCUUCUCUUUGCUGAUGGUCUUAAUUUCAGUGUUUCCUAACCAGUUUUGAGUGAAAAAAUAAAAGAGGGACAAAAAGUGAACAAAAAGAAAAGCAGUAGAUAACAAUCAGGUCACUUUUUAAAGAAAAAACACGAAACAUCCAUCAGUUUCAGCUUCUUAAAAAUGCAAUUUCCUUGUUUUUAUGUCUCUUGUUUUGUGCUUUUUGUUCAUGACUUUAUAAAACAUUAGAUUCAUUAUUAAUGAAUGACGACAGCCCCACACGCCUGACACUCUAGAUUGAAGAGAAAUAAAAGAAGCAGCUGUUUAUUAAAAGUUACAUACUGGUGCUUUAAACAUAUUUGCUUCUCUACUGUGUUUGUUCGUCUCCAUCCUUCAUCCAUGUGUUUUUCAGCAGCAUGAGGGAGACUUUGGGCCACUCCCAGUUACUCCACACCUCAUUGGCUCUCAUUAGAUCACAUGGGUUUACCCCUCGCCCAUAUAUGGAGCGGAGGGCGGGGCAAAAAGAGGGAAAAAUGUGUGAGAAAGGAACUCUAGAGUGGAAUGAGUGUGAGGGUUCACUCUGCGGGGGACUGUGGAGGAGAGGGAGGCAGAGGUGACGGAGUGAAGUCAUCCUGAUGCUGCAGACUUAUUCUAGUCCUCUGACUUCACAUCUGCAGACUCUUUAUCGACUGUUUUUGUUUUUUUCUGUGCGUCUGUGAUGGGAGUUUUUCUCUCAUGGAAAUCGCUCAUACAAGUUUCACACUUUUGAGUCUCUGCUCAUGAACACUCGAGCUGAAGAAGAGGUGAUUUCAGGUUAAAAUAUAAGGGAGUGAGGAUGUCUGAGAGAUGCAACCUGAAGACGCUGACUGCAGCUCUGUGCUGCUUCUACCACAAGAACUCUAUCAUCUCUGCAAAGGUGAGAGAGAGCGGCGUCUGUGUUUCCAGUGCACAUGUGCAGCUUUUCUCAUUUCUUAAUCUGCUCUGUUCUUUUCUCUGCCUUAUCCUGUUUUUGUGUUAGAAGUAACAACACAACAUUUUGGGUAUUUUCUCGCAUGCAUGUGCGCCUUUCGUGGCCUCCCUAAUCUUUUGUUGUGGUUUAAAGGAGAUCACAGAAAACUGGAGGAGAAAUUAAAGAAGGUUUUACACGCGAGGAAACAAUCUGAGAAGUGCUCACUACACUUCCAGCCUGAGCGGGAUCUGAUCAGUGUGAAUAGUCCUCCUCACUCUCAGUGCGAGCUGAACACUGGGCUUUUAUUACCGGACCAGACGCUUUCAUAAAUGACCGUCUGUGUGUGUGUGUGUGUGUGUUUGAGAGUGUGUGAGAGAUAUACAGCUGGCUUCAUCCAUAACUGGAGCUGGCAGACAGACAGGGCAGUGUGUGUGAUGGCGAGGGUGAGACAGAGAAAGUCAUAGACACACAGAGGUCUAAAUCAGGACGAUGGCGAUCAUGACAAUGAUGAAUGACUUACUCAUGAUGGUUUGUCUUUUUUAUGACGUCAGUGAAAUGAACGCCAUUAAGAUGAUUGGAUGGAGCGAGCGGCCGGGCAGCAGGCGGAGGUGAUGGGAUUUGUCCCUCUGCAGGUCAGCUCAGUGGUUAGACCGGGAUCGUGUUUAUAUACCUGCUGUUGAAAGUUCAGUCAGAGUGAGACGCUGAUGCAGGGUGUUAAUGCCUGAUCUGAAUGAUGAUAUUGAAACUAUCCGCAUGAUUAGAAAUAAAUUUUGUCUUUCUUCUCUGUCCCAUCAUUUAUAAACCUGUGCCUCUUAAAGCCUGGAGCACUUCCAAAAGUCUGAGGGAUCACUGUGCACAGCCAGGUCACCUCAAGAUACUCAGCAUUUUUUCUCUCUUUCUGCUUUUGUGUAUUUUUUCUUUGCAUUGUUCAAAAGUUUGCUGCACAUUUGCUGUUGAUUAAGUCAUUGCAGCUUUCUGCAACUAUAUUGUUCUGCACAUCCAGGAUGAUGCAUCUGAUCACCUUAUUUAAAAGUAAUAAAUCAGAGUUUGCACAUUUUAGUCAUUUUUCAUCACAACAGCUGAGAACUACAUCUCUAAAUUAGCUGAUAAGGACUCUAAAAUGGUCAAAACCCAACUCUCACAUCACUGGAGAAAAAGGUGAACUUUAUUAUAACCUGAAGCUGCAGGUAUCGCCAAUAUGACACGAGUCGAGACUGAAAAUGGAAAAGUCAAAUGGCGUUACUAACUCCAUGUGCAGAGAUCUGAAGGAUGUGUCUUUGCUGUGUGAAGGAAGGAACCACCUCAGUGUUGUAUGAAAGUGUCAUCUGUCUCUUUUCACCAAACUUUAUGAGAUUAUCACCCACGCUGUCGUCCCAUCAUCCUCUCCUGCUCUACAGUUGCUCUCAUUCUUCGGGCCUUUAUCGCAUGUUUCCCCCAACACUCUUGUUUUUCCUCUUUAUCUCUCGAUCUGUGUCCUCUCAUGUCUCGCCCCGGGUUUAUUUCCACUCUCUUCUCUGUUUCUCUUCCUCUUCUCCAUCUGUUUCUUUGGGAGGUCGCCAUUCGACCAAACAGAGCCAGAUCCUUGUUGUCCUUGUUGUAGCUCCACUGACCCAUUUUGAAUAUAUAGGAGGAUCCAGCAGAUUACGGGUUAAAUUGUGCGUCACUUUUAUCUUAAAGCUUAGCAUCAAUCUAUACAGAUUUCCCCGUGGAUCAGAAGCAUCACACAAAAUUAAAGUUUGUCAACAAUCAUAUAAUCUUUCUUCACUCUUACUAAGGCGCAUGACCGCGAUUUAGCUUAGAGGAACGAAAGGUCUCAAAUUAAAAAAAACAACUCAAACUUCAUCCAGAGAGUCCAGUUGUUCAGGAAAGCUUUGUGAGGAAAUCCUUUUUGGUAUUCUGCGUUUAAUCUCCUCUCUCUCAAUCAAAAUCUCAAACACGUUUCUAAAACUGAAGCCAGAGCCUCCAGCGGCUGAACUUCAGCAGCUGAGGUCAGUUUUGGGCUUCUGUUAGAAAGUCUUGCAGCUUUUGUCGUGUUUUUGCGGUUAGUAGUAUAAGACAUGAAAUUCAUACAUGGUCAUCUCUUAGGGCUGUUUUAUGCUUCAAGCUCUCUGAUAAAAAAUGUGUUUUAAGACGAGAUUUAAAAUUGAUCACUGAGUCAGCUGACCUGGUUCCAGUCCAGAGUAGGGCUGCACGAUUCAUCGGUUUUAAAUUGUUAUUUAAAUCGAUUUUCUUCUCUAUCAUGUCUCGCACCUCCAGGCCACCAUAGACUCCCCAGUUCCCACACACACCAGUGUAAACAAACAUGGCGUUUGCAAAAGAAGGCGAUAAUUUCGUGGCUAAAUACGUCAAGAGCGAGUUAGUCGUGUUGAAUUGGUACGACUUCACAGUUUCCGAUUUAGAGCAAACCACUCCCCACUGCAAAGUCUGUCCAAAGGCGGUAUCAACCCGUCACCAUGGAAACAAAUUCAGGAGUAAACGCAAACGUUUUUUGUCGUAUCAGCAUUUCAGGUGACUGUAAACGGUACUUUUUGAAAACAGGUCAGACGACGACCAUUUCAUCUCCGUGUGGAUGUCUAUCUGUAUUUCUGCAAACGAUCAUGUGACACACAGCGUAACUCUUUAAUGGCGCCUGCACGUGUCCGGUCAAAACAACCUUUAUACACAUGCUCUGUACUCUUCCUCUGUCUUUUUUAAAAUUCUUGUGCAGCGUUAUAGCGCUACAUACUGGCUUGGCAUAUGCACUACAUUGUUUUCAGUGGUUUUGUUUUGAGAGACGAUAGGAAAACCUCUUAUUAAGGUGAAGUUUGGUGAAAUUGUCACUGAAUAAAAAAAUCAAAAUCGAAAAUCAAGUUUUCAUUUGAAAAAAUCAGGAUUUUAUUUUUGGCCCUAGUCCAGAGAUUUGGGGCUCUGUCACCUCAUGUUUUCAGGAAAAUCUGCGAAUAAAGACGACAAAUAAAACGUCCUCAUUUUUUAGAGACAUGCAGUAUCAAAGAUGGCACUGAUGGUCAUCCUUCUGACGCUGUCCCACGCUGACCGGUCGAUGCCUGCAGGCCAGAACUCAGGAAGAAGCAUCUGUUUAUCUCUGUGUAAACAGGAAAGGUGGAGGAGUCAUGAAGCAGAGAUGUAGAGAUCCAGAAAUCAAAACACUUAUUAGCUCCCAUCAGCCUCCUCAUCUUUGAGGGCGUCCUAAUUUGAUCCAACAGAUGGAAACUGGAGGGUUUGACAUGAGCUGUGACGCUAAAGUGAAGAAAUAAAACUGAAAUAAAUUCUUUCAGUGUGGCAGAAAAUGUCAUCUGCUCUCUGGAGGUGCAGAGAAAAGUUCCUGCAGAAUAAUAAAACAGCAUCUAGAAAGUCUCCCCGCUUUUUUCUCCUUGGAGGUAUUUUCCAAAGUAGCUGCUCUCCUGACACUUCGCAUUCUUGUUGUGACUUUUCCAAACUUCACCUGAGUUAAUGUGACAGCAGGACGGAUGCAGGCGGAAUAAUAACUAGAGACGGGGAGAAAUAUUCAUCGCUGCAAAGAGGGGGAAGAGACAGAUACCGAAAAAAGAGAGAGAGAGAGGAGGAAAUGCCAACAGAUAAACAAGAGACCAUCUGUUGGCAUUUCAGUGAUGAUGAUGAUGAUGAUGAUGAUGAUGAGGAUAAUGAUGAUGGCCCUUGUGAAAAUCUCUUGAUCCCUUAUGAAAAGACCGGAAAAAAUAAAUCAGAUGUCAUUAAAACUUGUCGACUUUGGGUCGGCAGAGAGAAGUGAUACGGACCAUUUUAAGGUGACUGCACAUGAAACAGUCUUGAGAGAGGAUGUCAGUAACUGGAGCCAUCGGGUGUCUUUUCGCAUAUUUAACGAUAACACCAUUUCAUUUUGCAGUAACAUGCUCACAAAGCAGACACGACAGAUUUUUGCCUCAAGUCGACUUUUAUAGAUUGACAUAAAUGACAUGAAACGGCACUAAAAAAACACCCUCCAGCAACGAGCACAAACAACACGACCAAAAAGAGGCUUUUCCAUGAUUAAAACCAUCAAAAUCAAGCAUAAAAACAUGACGUGCACUAUAGGCGGUAAUGAAAAUGCAUGUGUUACAUGAGUCGGCUUUACUCUGGAUAGUCACUCAGUGGUGUUAAAAGAAUGAAGCAAAUGCAACAGAGCAAAAAACUGCAGCUACUGUAGUGUCGACUGAAGCUGCUGAACUGUCAUGCUAACAGGUGUUAGAUGAUGUAACACUGCAGGUUGUUGAGCCAUAAGAAGAAAAAUGCAGAAGAUCUUUUAUAAUCAGCCGUCUUUGUACAUCAAGACGUCUUAAGACAAAAGUUUGAAGACGUCACCUGUCUUAAGACACCCCAGAGCAGAAAAUAGGAUUCACCCUGACAUAUUUUUGUGUCUUGAAGACAAGAAGUGUCUGAAGACAUCUUGAGACACAUUUGCUUUCAUCUUAAGACGGCUUCAGAUUCGUGGUUUGAAGCUUGACGGCUUCAUGGUUCUUAUUCUCGAGUUUUUCCUUUGUGCUCAUCUCCCUCUCUCAGCAGAAUUCAACCCUGUAGAGCAUCAAAAUGUCCAUGUCCUGGUGCUCAUCCUCUGUUUGUUCUUUGUGCCAAACCCCGGUGUGUUUCUCAUUUGACCCAAAUUCAUUUGCCCUUCACUUGCUACCUGUCUAAAUUGUUUGCAACCUGAGGCUACACUUCCUCCUGGCCAUCUCGAGAGCAGGAUAUUGGCUUCACAUCCUGCUCGAGUUGAAAGUUAAGUACACCAUGUGUUGGUUUUAUAGGCAUAAAAUCAGCUCAUUAUUUUUCUUGAUUCGUUUUAGCUGUAUGAUGACAUUUUCUUGAGGCGUUUCUGAGGUUCUUUCCAAUGUAGAAACAGUCCAGUCAGUGUGCUGAUGAAACAAAUGCUGUAUACCUGCUUUAACAGCCCGUGUUUGUGUGCAUAAUGCAUUCCCUGAAUCUGAUUUUGGUGGAUUGGCGGUCAAAAAUGAGUGCAAGAUGCAACAGGAUCAACAACAGCAAAAGUCUACAACAGUUCAGAUCUGUGCAAUGUGUCAGUGUCGCUGCAGAGCAACAAACAAAGUCAUAAUUCAUGUUUAUGUUUAUGUUUCAAUCUCUGUCAAAUGAAUCUAAACCACUGAAACUUUGAGUCCAGUCACACCUUCAGGUCCGUCUUUGUAAGCGACCCUCUUUUGUUCUCAUCCCUGACAAUCGAUUAAGAUGACGUUUUACUCCUCUCAGCGUUUAAUCCCCUACAGCGUGAUGUAACGCUGCACCUUAAGUGCAUGAAGCAUCGCUGCCUGUAAACUGUGACUUUAGUCCCUGCAGUGACGUCACACGUGGAGAUGAGUCAGACUUGGAUCAGAUUGUUCAGGUUGUGACGAUGCAGAAACCAAUCUGAGAAGGAGAUUGAGUUUUUCCUGGAUUAUAUCUGGAGUACUCUGGUGUAGUCCGAAACCUUCUUACUCUGAAGCAUAUUCUAGGAAAUCUACCUCUGAUUGAAGCCCAGCCCCCCGGUCCAGGCCUUCUCUCAGCGCUCACAUUAUAAUGCGGCACACAGGGGAUUUGUAGAAGAUGAGGAUUACACCGUCUAGUAGUCUGUGAGUGUGUAAACGUGUGUUUGUCAUGAUGGGGAUUCAUGUUUAUAAAGCUAAAAGGUUAUUUGUUUCACCUUCCUGAACUCAAAAGACAAGCAGCUUACCGGGCCGUCCGCUCCCUCCUUCUCAUUGGUCGACGCUCCACAUCGACAGCGUUACCGUGUCCUGGUUUUGAACCCUUGUAUCACCAGUUCUGCACACGCUGAAAUCUUUUAAGAGUUAAUGGAAAAACCUUCUCUAUUGUGUGAAAUCCAGGUAAUCCAAAGAAAACCAAAUCCUUUCUGAACAACGACCUUUUGUUCAGGCUGCAGCGUUUUAACGCAGAUUGUUUUGACGGCAUGUCAGCAGAGACACGGUGAAGGUGAGAGUGGAUGUGUGCACACCUCACUGUUUUCAUUCUGAGUUCAAUAAAUGUAAAUAAAUAAACUCUGGACUGAUGGUGAUCCCAAGGUUCGAAGAGCACAGUGUUCAUUGUACGGCCGUCUAAUUUAUUUUACAAUUUCAAUGUAAAAUAGUCACAAUAAAUGAUGUAUUCAACUAGGACUGGGCGAUUAGGCAAAAAAUGACCACAACAUAUUUUGUCAAAUCGUCCGAUCUCGAUUAUUAUCAUGAUUUUUUUUUUGUGUUUUUUUUCAAACUGCCAGUUUUAAAGCAUCUGUACUAAAAACUAGAGAUUAGUUCAACAUUUUUAUUAACAUACAAAAACCACUUUAACAGUCCUAUAUGCAACUGUUAUCAACUUUAAUAUGUAGAGGACAAGAUAAGCAAAGACUGCUUUGUCCACAGGGGGCGCCAGAAUCCACUCAACCUGAAAAUUCCUCACUGGAGCUUUAAGCAACUCAAAAACAAAACAAUGAAGAAGCCCAUCUAAUUUCCCAAUGUAGGAAAACUUGAACUUUUAUUAAACUAGGCUGGAGUAAAGGACACGAGGAUGUAGGAAGAGUUGGCGUGUCGGUCCUGUCCUGUUCAGUGUUCCUGCCUCAUGGUCCUCAAACACCGACUCGUACAGUCUAAGUGCAGCUGCUCAGAGGAUGACAUCAUAUUGCAGGGUCUUAUUAAAGGACAGCCAUAAAAACACACUCCCCUUCUUAAUAAUCCAUCCCUCUUUAUUCCUCCUUCACCCCUCCAUCUCUCUCUCUACAUUAUCCAUUUACCUCUCUUUUUUUCAUCCCUCCCUCUGCUGUUCAUUAGUCCUGCUGUCAGUGUGUCUGCAGAUGUAAAAGCAUUUUAUCCUGACUGUUGUAAUAAAAUAUAAUCAUAGAUGUGACUGUUAUCGAUAACAGAACUAAAGUAAAUGAAAUGCUGCGUCUGUCGUUCAUCACGGCUGGAUUUAGAGCCGGCUUUAUCCUCUAACUCGGUCCAGUUCAGCUCAUUCAGUGAGAGUUACAACACGCUGCUUUGAACUGAUGUCAAAACUAAAAGUGAAACAAAAAUAAGAGUGAAAAACCACUUAAUCUGCCCCUUUGAAACUUUUAGGCAUGUCUCCCUCAUCCAUUAUUUCUCCCUUAGACUAAAACGUUAAAUUAUUUAUAGGAAAGUUUGCAGACCUAAAUUACUGCCGCUGGUCAGGCUGGUGCCACGGCGACAUCUGGGGAGAGGAAGUAGACAAUGAUGCAAUGUGUGGACAGAGGUGUCUUAAAAUCCAGCUUUAAAACAGAAAUAUGACACAUUUUCAUCCCAUCUUCAUCCUCAUGAGUGAAACACUUCCUUUAACAGGCAGAAACCUCGAGCAGGACCGGACUUGUGUUAGACAGCCACCUGCAGAGAGACAAAAACUCUGUAUUAAUAUUUCUAUUUGGACUAAAGAAAAGAUGUCACCGCUUCAGAAGUGCUCAGGAUCAAAUUUGACAAAGAAAUCUGAUUCUAUACGAGGAGAAAUCAAUGAUAGUAUCAUCGCAUGUGCAUUAUGACGAGCAGCUUUCUGUGCCGAAGCUGUAAUACGAUCGGCUGAUUUCCUGUCAUGUGUGGAGACACGAAGUCGGGGGGCAGAGGGGUCCAUCCUAAUGACGUUACAGAGACACUGAAAACAUGAAAUGGAGGAUUCAGAUUCAAGAGGCUGCUUUUGGACACAUCUCUGAUGGUUCAUUUCAAAAACAUCCUUUUGACGUGUUUUAGUGUCACUGUUUGGCUUCAGCAGCUGCAGUUGCACGUUUUGAUCAAAGUCUUAACUUGUUAGUUAUAGCAGGGACUCUUUUAUUUAAACUGCACCAGCAUGUCGACCUGCUAUCAGCUACACAGCAUAACAUUACAAUAAUAUCAUAGAAGCAUGCACCCUGCACCUGCAGCAGAGGCAUCCCCCAGUAGACUUUUCUUCUUUUUUUUUCUUUUAAACUAAGUAUGCAAACCUGAAACUUCGAGAGUCAAAGGCAGACUUAGGGCUUCAAAUUACUAAUGGAUGGAGAACUGUUUGGGGUCUCCAAAUUUUUAGCUCAUAAUGUGGGUGACAAGUCUGGACUGUCUGCAGGUAUGCCAGUUUAGCUUCCAGACUCUUCUCUUCUGGAGUCAUGCUGUUGUAAUAACCUGCAGUAUGUGGUUUGUUAUUGUCUUGCUGAUUCCUUGAAAAACACAUUGUCUGGAUGGCAGUGUGUCAUUCAGCGUUAAUGUCGCAUCCCUGGACUGUUCAGGAUGAUGGAUUUUAACUGUUUAAGUUUUUGGAACAGGAUUCAGUCCAUAAUUUUCUACUUUCCUGUAUCAUAUUUUUGUGGUUUCCUUUUUGCAUUGUUCAGUUUUAACCUGCAACAAUCAAACUGCAUUCACAGAAAACGGUUUUAUGAAGUGAUUUUGAGCUCAUGUGGUGAUCUCGACUACAGAGUCAAGUCUGCAUUCGCCUGCAGUGUUGCCUGAUGGCCUGAAGAUAACAUCAAAGUUGUGCACUCACCUGAAGUGUCACCUGUCAAAGAGUGAAGGAGAGUUCAGGGAGGUGUGUGUGCGUCACUCCAGAGUGUGUGUGUGUUUACGUACGUCAGGUGAGGGUGUGUAUGGAGGCAGGUCUGGGCAGUUGGGUGGGGUCAGGUUGAUGACAGUUCAUCAGGAAGGAGAAGAGAGGAAAAUCACAGAGGACAGACGGAGACGGAGGAGUGUGUUUGUGAGAGAAAGAAAGAAAGAGUGUGUGAACAUGUCAGAGAGUUUCUGUGCGGAUUGAUAAAACCUGACUGUGUGUGUGUUUGGUAUGACGAGUGUGUUUGAAGGAGGGAGGAAGACGGAGCCAUGCAGAGACCGAGCAGCUGUCAUGUAAGUGUGUGUGCAUGUGUGUGUGUGUGUGUGUGUGGAGCAGGUGGUUGUGCUGAUUCUGCAUCCUGUCAAACUCAGAGCAGCUCCUUGUCCUUCACUUUUCUUCAGUUUCUCUGAUUCUCGUACUCGGUUUGUGGGCACUAAACUGUCAGAUCGGUGUUUGAAUAAGAUCAAACCCUCAGCAGGCCUGUAGUUGAUGUUUCAGUGACCUUUAAUUACCGAGAUUUUUCAUUCUGGCGUUCAGGGGUAUGAUUUACUGCUGUUGGUUUUACAGAUUGUGGAGUCCUCAGAGUCAAAUUAGUCAAGUUAACUUCACUCUGAGUCUCGUUGCUGUUGCCUUUACUUUUGCUUUCUGUUGCACAUGUUUCAUUAUCAUCACAUUUUGAAGAGCUGCAGCUAGCUGUGCUAACUGCUCUGAUUAUUUACUUUAUAAACUUGGAUGCUACACAUGCAAUUCUUCCACAUUUGAGGAUAAAAUUGAUGUUUCUCCAGUGAAAUUUCUUGCUUAUAUAAUCACAAAGGUUUGAAAAAGCAAGGAUCUAUGAUUUGAUACACAUUGGAGCAGUUUUUGUUAAAUACUUAGGUGAUAAUACGUAGGUGAUAAACAAAGUAAAAGAGACUGAAAAAGUAAUGUAUUAUGGUCCUUACUCAUGCAGUAGUAUCAUUGCUGCUCUUAACUUUGACUCCUGUAACGACUUUUUCAGUCCUGGUGUUGGUUUUUUAGGGCAUUUGGUAAUCUGCAGUGAUGUACAUAAUAGUUCUGCAAUCUAUUAGUAAUUAAAGCAUCCCUAUACCCUUAAAUAAACAACAACGUGGACCAUGCAUUUGUUUUUUUGGCCUUAUAUUGUAUAACAUGUUAGCAGAGCACUUUUUAAUGUGACGUCUUGCCUAUCCAGUCCCAUCAUCCUGAUUUUUGUCCUUUUUUUUACCUUUUUACUCGUCUGACAUUCACCCGCUUACUGAUUUAAUGUCGUGUCGUCAGGCUGGUGCAACAGGUGUGAUAUUUAUCGUCACCCUGAGCUUUGACCUCGGCUCUGUUUGUUUUGUGGAAGAGGGAACUGCUGUAAAUUUUACGAUCAUGUGGUUUAGAGAAUCACAUAAACUCUUUAAAAUCACCAAAUGCUCGGAGCUGUGCAGCGUUGAAUGAAUAAAGAAGCUAUCUUCUAUUUUAUGUGUGUUUUUCUUCUAAAAAAUGGCCUCACUGACUCCUGUUUUGUGUUUAUUUUCUCUCCGCAGUUCUCCAGAGAUCAGUUCAUCCUGGACUGUCCCUCAGAGAAACUCCGCAGAGAGCUGGAGGAGGAACUGAAGAUGAACUGUGAGGAGCCCAGGAGCCACGCGUGGUACCACGGAGCCAUACCCAGACAGGUAACACACACACACACACACAUACAUAAAUCUGAGUCAUGAGUCCCUCCCUGUUAAACCCGGUUAAAAACUUGUUGAACCAGAUCACCUAUUAUUAGACCUGCUGCAUACACAUGCUUACAGACAGAUUAUAGCUUAAAUAUCGGCCUCUGCAGCAGAGCCGGGUUAUAUCGUGAGGUCAGGGUAUAAAAAGCUCUUUCUCUAUAGUGCAUGUGUGUGUGCAUAUGUGUGAGUAAGACAGGGAGAUUGUGUGUUCCCCUAAAAGCCCGCGCUGAGAUGUAAUCAUUUUUAAUAAGCUGCUUCCUUUGGCUAAACUAAACUACCAUUAUGUCCUAUACAAACACGAGCUUAAUUAAAGUCUGUAACUCUGUGUCAGGGCUGAGAGUGUGUGUGAGAGAGCAGAAAGAGGGGGUGUAUGAAACAAGACUGUGAUAGAUGCAGGAAUGAAGAGACAUUUUAAGGAUUAGUUGUUCAUUUUCAACCAAACCUCAUUCAGAUUUUUGUGGAUUUUGUGCCUCAGGCCGUCCAACAGCUGUUCUUGUAAUCGAGCUUUGAUUCACUGUGUUUAUAAGAAGAGCUCUCAUUAAAUAUGGAUACAGAACACUGACAAAUACUCAAUAUGACAAACUCUAACCAACUGUUCAGAAAAGCAUAAUUAGUCUAUUUAAACAGGUGUCAGAGAGAGAGACGUAAAUUUAACUCUGAGAAAAGACUGACAUGACCAAAAGUUUGAAAUUAUGAGAAUAAAGUUGUUAAUUUACAAAAAUAAAGUCAUUACUAAUGAGAAUAAAGUCGUAAUAAAGUAAUUAUGAUACUUGUGAUAAUGUUGUGCUGAUGUGCCAAAAAAUUAAGUAUCUCCUUCUGUGAGAAACUGAUAUUGAAGAACAUUUUCAAGAAAUGCUCCAUGGCUCUAAUUUCAACAACCGUCAUCUUAAACAGCAGGUUAGAAUUUAAGGACUUUAUUAUGACUUUUUUAACCUCAAAAUUCCGAUUUUUUAAAUCUCGAAAUUUCAAAGUUUUCAUUUCGACUUUUUUAAAAAUUCGACUUUAAUCUCGAAAUGGAGAUUAAAAAAAUCUCCCUUCUGUAAUUAUCUUUUUCUCUUCUUGUGGCCUCAAUCCUCUUUCGUACAAACAUUAUUGUUUUUGUUUUCCAGGGCUGCUAAUAAAACUGACAAAAAAAAUGAUAAAACAAAACACAAAAUCUAACACAAAACUGCAUAAUUGCAUAAUCUGCAUUUUUCACAUGAAAGUUUUUCUCUCUUUAAAAAGAUAAGUGCAAUAAUAAGCAGUUAUGUCUUAUGUAACAGCUGAGAACCAGCUGAACCGAGCUCUUCAAGACGAUAACAGCACAACAGGCUCCCACUGUAACUUUGAAUAAAGUGUUUAGACUAUAAACACACACUGUGUGCAUGUGUGUGUGUGUUUUUGUGUGUGUGCGACCGUUUGUAACCCUGUGUGUCCUUUUCCAGGUUGCAGAAAACUUGGUGCAGCGUGACGGGGAUUUCCUGAUCCGUGAUUCGCUGUCCAGUCCAGGAAGUUAUGUUCUGACCAGCCAAUGGAGGAACGCUGCUCAGCACUUUAAAAUCAACAAGAAGGUAAAAAAAAAAUAUGGAGGACUUACAGUCAGGUGAACAGUGUCAGGGUUCCUACACAGUUGAAAUUUACACAUUUUUCCUUACCCUACCUCUUAGAAAUACCUACUUUUAUAUCUUAGAAAACAAUAUUUUAGAACUGUGGUAAUAGUCUUGAAACAUAAAUACUUUUUCAUACUUUAUUUUUUCAUUUUCCAUACUUUUUAAGACCUGGAAAUUUAUGUCCAUACUUUCCAUACUUGCGUAGGAACCCUGAAUGUGGUCUUGUCAUGGUCUUGUGAAUGACUGUACUGCCCCAUAAAGCAGAAUCAUCUCCAAAAAUAUGAGCUUUAGUGAUUUAAUGUCCAUGUCUGUUAUAUCAGUGGACAGCCCCACUGAUCUAUACAGCGCUGCAUGAAUGUAGGACAAGUUUUGCAGCAAGUGAGGCAGACUAAUGCUGCAUUUUAUAGGAAAACUUUUGCAAAUGUAGCAGAAACAUGAAAAAAAAGUGAAAAAGUCAUUUUUAAGUGUAUAUGCUCAAAAACAGACAGAAGCAGACCUUUAGACACAAACUGCCGCAGAGACAUGGUGAUGUUCUGAUCAUUAGGAGGAUCACUGAUCGUAAAAACAAAUAAUAACCACAAAAUUCAUUUCUUCUUCAGGUUGUGAUGUUGAACGAAGCUUACUCCAGAGUGGAGUAUCGAAUAGACAGAGAAGGGUUCGACAGCGUCCCUGCUCUCAUCAGAUACUACGUCGGGAACAGGAAACCCGUUUCUCAGGUGGGUGGAGUCAUUAUUUACAUAUAUUUGAGUUCAUAGUGGUGGUUUGUUGUCGAUUAAUGCAGUCAUUAUUUUUAAGAUCCAGUCUGAUCUUACUUUGUGGUUUUUCUUAAUCUCUUUUCUCGUAUCUGUCGAUUUCAGGUGGUCGGAGCCAUCAUCUUCCAGCCCAUCAACAGAGCGCUGCCUCUGCGCUGCCUGGAGGAGAAGUACGGGCUGCCCAGCAACCACAGGGAGGCGGGGCUUACGGCACAGGACAAGCGGAGUCAGAAGCGCCUCAGCCUCAACAUCACCAACGGACACGCGCAUGAUAACACGCACAACGCGCAAGAGAGCACGCACUGUCGAGAGAACGGCAUGAGCAGAGGAGCUCAGCUCAGGUUAGUCCAGACUGAAGCGUCCCUCUGUCAGAGACGCCUCAAAAACCUCCGAGAAAAAUGGAAAAUUGGACAUCAGCCUAAACAAACUGUCUGAUUCUGUACGCCGAACAGCCCCCUCCUCUCAAUCUCAAACCUCUUCCUGCUGUGAAGCUUUUAACUCGAACCCUCGAGCUAUUUUAAUCCAUCACCCAAAAAAAAUAAAGAAAGCGCGUAAUUUCACGCUGCGUAAAAUUCAUUGAGCGUGAUGCCCGGAGUCUGUGUCCGUCUGAGGAAAGAGUGGGAGCCAGAGGAAAAUAGAGAUGUGGGUUUAAAGGGUCUGUAAGAGAAGUGCGAGUAUUUUCAUGGAUGUUAACUUUCUGCGCCCCUCUUCUCCUCUCAGGUUGAAGGAUCGCUGUGGCAGCCAACCGGCGAGUCUCAAUCAGGUCCAGGAGAGGAGGCGUCCGCUCAAAGCUCAUCAGUCAGAGAGCUACCUGCCUCUGGGUGAGUAAAGGUUGGAUUAGAGAGGACUGAGAAAUUAAACUGUUCGUGCACGAAGGUCUAAAUAACAGAACGGAUUUUUGUUUAUGUCAUUUAUGUCUUUGCAUGUAGAUAAAAUAAAGUCAGCAUUUUAUUUUACUUCUCUUUAGCAAAGAGACUAAACACAACUCUCUCCUACUCUCUUCCGGCAGCCACUUGUUUGUAGCGAGACCUCAGGCCAGUCCAUUAUGGACUACAGCGGGGUGACGCAGCUCAAGGAAGAACAUUUAUGAUCAUUUCUUCAUGGAAAUACAAUCAGACUGAGACGCUAAGACAGAAGAACUACCGAAUCUGCAGUGAAAAAUGAUUAAUAUGAUGAUUAUUACCUCAAGAAAAUGAUAAAGAAAUGAUCAUAAAUGUUCUUCCUUGAGCUGCGGCACCCCACUGUCACAAACAAGCAGCUGCUGGAAGAGAGUAGGUGAGUUGUGUUUAGUCUCUUUGUUAAAGAAAUCAUUCAAAGUUAAAAAGAUGUUUGGUGUCUAGUACUAUGUCUGUGACCCUCUAUGUCCUGUUGAUGAAGUUAGGUGCUGUUCUGAGCAUUAUUUGUGGCUAUAGAGUGGCGUUCCCUGUGUAUUUCUAUCCUGCGGUCGUUACUAAAGUUAGUAUAACUAGAGAAUCAAGCGGUCGGCAACAUUCAUCUCUCGAGGCGGUGUCUAACCCGGUGUUACAGCGUGUUUUUACCCUAAAUUAAUUUUACGCUGGAAUAUCCCUUUAACUCCACUAUGUUAAUUCCUGCUGCACUUACAACAGCUGGCCAGUGGGUGGCAGUGUUCAGAGUGACAUAUUAACACCCAGUGAUAGAAAACAGCUACUGUAGUGACCGUUAUUUAUAAAACGUUUAAAAAAAAAAGUCCUUCUGAGAACAUCUAAACGUUGAAGAUCUGCUCCUCACAGACGGAGGUCUGCAGGUUUAUGAAAGUAGAACAGUCUCACUAACUGUCUCAUUAAAACUGAACUGUGUAUGUUGUUUUUUAAAGCUUUGAUGAAUUUUCAAAGGUUCGCUCUGCUUUGUUUGACAUAUUGUGUUUCAGUCCUGCAGGAAGGCUGCAGGCUAUCUCUGCACUUUUUAUGUGUCAUUAUUUGUUGUCGGUGUCUUUGUUUGACACGCUUUUAUUCUCUUUCUGUCAUGUGGUUUAUAAUAACUAUUUAAAUUCAAAGAGCUGAGGGUGUUUUGUUCACUCAUUUACAUGAAUCCUUCCUCUUCUACUUUUUGUUUAUUAAAUGAAGAACGUUUUGUUUGCACGCUCGUCUUGUUUGUCUUUGUUCUGAUGUUUUCUGUCGCCUCCUUUUCUCCUCCAGGAUCCAAACCUCAGCCCCAGCAGCCUCCUGACCCUCUGCUCACGAGUCCCAGCCCCAAGUCUCCGGUAUUUCGGACGGGCAGUGAGCCGGUGCUGAGUCCCUCUGUCGCUCGGAGAUCUGCAGAACCUCUGGCAGGUUUGUAAACUUAGAGACCAAAUUUACAUUCAAACAAAAAAACCUUUAAAAAGUUGAGAAAUUGCACUUUAUCGGAUGUUAUCUCGGCCUAAUUUCCCUCUGAUUGUUUAUGUUUGAUUCCAGUAAUAACUCAGUCUAAUGAGAGGUGUUUUUUCUGUGAUUUCAGGUCAGGCCAUUCGAGGAUCAGACAGUCAGCUGUGCCCUAAACCGCCUCCUAAACCCAGUAAGGUUCCUCUGGCUCGCCUGACUCGCUCCCCGUGCCUACAGCCUCUGCUGCCCCCCUGCAGCUCCUCCAACCUCUCAGACUCCUCCGGCUCCUCCAGGAUCACUACGUCUCCUCUGGACUCCUCGUGCAUGGACCCUUGGAAGAGCGCAGGUGACUUAAUUCUCCAUCAAACUCCUUUAGUACAUUAACACCUGAAGAAAACAUGAGCGAAACAUUUUACUCAGGAGUUUUAACAUGAAGUUGAUAGUUAUUGACUCAUUUUUGGAGCAGGCCUCGAGUGGCCACUUAAGGUACUGCACCUUCUCCUGUUCAGUUGCAGUGAUUCUUCUUCUCUCUCACCAUGAAUGACUGUGAUUGUUCUCCACAGUCCCCACAGGUCCUCCUGUACCUCCAGUCAAACCCCUGAAGUUCCAGCAUCAGCUCCUCUCCACAGACUCCAACAGCUCCUCCGCUUCCAUCCUCUCUCCUCCUGAGCUCGUCCUGACUCCAGAACCAGGAUGGACCGAGCGCCUGCAGCCGAGUCCUGCUGACCCGAGAUCCUACAGCCCGCUAGAGAGGAAGGAUUCGAACUCACUGAGCCCGCUCACAGAUAACGCUCUGCACCUUCAGCCCCCGCUCUGCAGCUAUGUGGAGCGACUGAAGAGAGAGGGCGAGAGCACAGGAGACGGCACGGAGCAGGACGCAGGAGGGAGGAGAGGAUUGGACAGGAGCUCCUACCAUCACGCCAUCGCCGCUUUAGAGAACACCAGCGAGGAAGAGGAGGAGGAUUUAGGGAGGGAAGAGGAGGAAGGGGAGGAAGGAGAAGAGAAGAAGAAGGCGAGUAAGAGGAUCAGUUUCCUGCGGCCGGUAAUUGAGACGGAGUCGACGUUCAGGCCGGCAGAUUUCGGGUCUCGACUUCUGCCGGCGGAGAACAAACCUCUGGAGAUGGUGGUGCUGAAGAAGGCGAAGGAGCUGCUGCUGAAACACAACCACCACAGUUUAGCAAGACACCUGCUGCUGGCCGACUGCCAGGUACACACACACACGCACCCUAACCGUGCCCUAACCGAGCGUUGAGGUUGAAUAUUUUGGAUUUAAACAUGUUUACUGCUGCUGUCACACAUAAACCCUCCAUGACUGACUCACUGAAUCAGAUUUAGUGAAACUGAUGCAAUCAAAUGAUCGUCCUGACGCAGGAAAAUAUCAACACUGAACCGGUUUACACCUGAACAGCAAACACACACUCAGGAACACAGAGACUAAAACGAUAAAUAGAUGACUGAGGUUUCUUUGUCAACAGGUGGCGCGGAUCCUCGGUGUGACUCCGGAGCUCAAAGGUCAGAUGGGCGUGGCCUCCGGUCUAGAGCUGGUGACUCUGCCGCACGGCCGGCAGCUGAGGCUGGACCUCAUGGAAAGGUAAACAUGUGACACACGUCAGACACACAUCGCACACACACAUAAAAAGUCAUUGUAUAGUAUGUUAAAAAAAUUCAUAGUAAAGUAUAUAUAAAAAACAUCAUAUGAUAGUAUGAUAAAAAUUUCUUAUUUUAUUUUAGUGUAAACAAAAAUGUCAUAUUUGAGUAUGAAAUUAAAUGUCAUGAUAUAGUAUAAUAAAAAUUUACUAUUUUAGUGUAAAAAAAAAAAUCAAAUUUUAGGAUAAUAAAUGUCAUUGUAUGAUAUAAUUUAAAAUUCAUAUUUUGGUGCAAAAAAAAAAAUCUUAUUUUAGUAUGAAAAAGAGAUGUCAUAGUAUAGUAUGAUAAAAAAGUCAGAUUAUAGUAUGUUAGCUCAGUAAGAUUUGAGUUUCUUGCAGUGUGUCCUUGCUCUAUCCAAAGAUAAUCAACAAACUUUUAUUAAAAUUAUCUUUUUUUGAGGAUUUGUUCCUCUGACUGAGACGUAAAGGAUGGUUUCUGUUUGAAUUUAUUUGCACUAAAGCAGAUUUCUUUUUGUUAAAAAUUGAAAUUAAAUCCAGUGAAAUUUUUACUUUAUAAAUAUGAGAUGAAAUGAUCAAAUUCAGUUAAUCAGUUAUGCAUCCCAAAAUGUUAAACUGUUAUUUUUAGCUUGAAAAUUUACUCUAAAAGGGUCAAAAAAGUUAAAAAAUAAUAAUCUCAUUUGUCUCUCAGGCACCACACCAUGGCCAUAGGUGUAGCUGUGGAUAUUCUCGGAUGUACCGGCAGCGUUGAGGAGCGAGCCUCCACCUUAAACCGGAUCAUUCUGGUCGCCGUGGAGCUGAAGGACACGGUUGGGGACCUGUUUGCUUUCACCGCCCUCAUGAAAGCUCUGGAUCUGCCUCAGGUAACACACAAACAGAUACCCAAACCUCAGCAGAUCAAGAAUGAAACCGUCUGAUAGAACCGAGACUCACGAGUGAAUCUCUCUCUGCAGAUCAGUCGACUGGAGGAAACCUGGACGGCUUUACGAAGGAACUACACACAGACCGCCAUCAGCUACGAGAAGAUCCUGAAACCUUUUUACAAGAAUCUGUACGAGGGCACAGGUACUGUUCAUAAACGUUAAAUUAAACUUUAGUCGAGGUUUCUUUAAUAAUAAAAUACUGAUUAAAAUACUCCUCUCCUCUCACAGCUUCCCCUCCACCCGCGGUCUGCGUCCCCCUUCUGCUGCCCCUCCUCACUUUGAUGGAGCGUCCGUCAAUCACACCUGAAGGGGCGGAGCUGUGGGAGACCAGCGACCAGGGUUGUGACAUCAUGCUGCGCCACCUGGAGGCUGCGCGGGAUGUAGCACACAACGCUCAGAGCUACACGACAAAUGCAGAGAAGAUCCUUAACGGUAAAAUAGAAAACUUUUUAAUACGUCGUCUUUUUAUAAAUUUUUCUGAGCCUCAUAAUUUUUGUUUGUUUUUCAGAUUUUCAGAGCGAUGAAGACCUCCUGGAGGUGUUUAAAACAGACUUUCAGCUGCGGCUGCUGUGGGGGAGCCGAGGAGCUUCCGUCAACCAAUCAGAUCGCUACAACAAAUUCAACCUCAUCCUCACGGCGUUGUCACGGAAACUGGAGCCCCCACCCACAACGCAAACCUUAAUCUGA